Messenger RNA from Porites lobata, 61278 nucleotides. NCBI's taxonomy places the organism in Eukaryota, Metazoa, Cnidaria, Anthozoa, Scleractinia, Poritidae. The record is from the annotation of a GenBank genome assembly.
AUGGCGAGUAGCAAGAAGUGGACCUUACACCACUUAGUGGUAUUUCUUCUCACUUUUCUGAGGUAUGUGUACUUCUUUCACACAAAACAAAUGAAAACGAUAUCGUACAGAUACAGAUUUUUGUAAGCUGUUACUCGAGCUUACCAAAAAAAUAAUGAUAAUAAUAAUAAUAAUGUCUUUACUCCGAGGUUCAAUGAUGUCUGAUGAUAACAUAGAAUGUUAGACUUACUCUAAGCAAUGCAUAGCAAGGUAAAUACAGUCAAACCCCGUUAAUACGGACGCUGAAGGGACCACAGAAGGUAUUAACGGGGUGUCCGUAUAAAGCAGGUCUUGUUAUUAAAGAAAAACAAAAACGCCUUUAACAAAAUACCAAAGAAAUAGAAAAGGACAUAUGCAUCGUCAAAUUUCACUUCUCGAACCUUCACAAAGUCGUCAAUACUUGGCUUAAGGCCACGGAAACACUUAAAAAUCGCUCUUUUAUAGAUUACUUAAUCAAAACCCUUCUCUGCAUAUCUUUUUCAAUGCUAAAAAUUGACGUCUACAAAUCAUCCUAUCCGGUGUACUGUAGCCUAUUCCAGGCUCCGAGAUAGUCGAAAGAUAGAAAGUGUGAACAUGAAAAUAAAACUGGAGAAAACUGAGGAGAGGAAGGGUGGUGAAGCCUGUCAUAAUUUCUUUAAAUGGCUUGUUCCGGUAUACCAGCUAUCAGAUUGGUUUGACAGAGGUUAUAUCAACACUUCUCAAUGCAGCUUGUUUCUGUCACUCAGAAAGAUGGUGUGGGGUGUCCAGGCGUGUGAAAUAGAGGAAUCCACAAACUUCUUUGUUCAAUGAACGGAAGACCUGCCUUGUUUGGAAAAGAGAUGCAACCCCCCGACUGACUUUGGGAGCAUUUGACAAAGCUGUAUUCACGUUUGGAAGACCUGCUUUAGAAAAACAAGUGAACUUUUAAAAAUCUUUGUGGAAAAGAUGUUUUGCAACCCUGCCGACUGACUUUGGCAAAAGUUUGACAUCUCAGCUGUAUUCACGUUUGGAAAGACUCACAUUAUCUUUAGAAAAACAAGCUGGACUUUUAAAAAUCUUUACUUAAAGAGCAAUCAUGACUGAGUCACAACGCAAUUAUUCUCCAUAGCUGCAUUCCAUUUUUCGGAAUUUAGAUCUGUAAAUCACUAUCUGUGAAAUUUUAAAUGUGCUGUAAAAAAGAAAACUAAUGAGCUUGGCCUAGCGUGACAAAAUAUGGCAAGAAACCAUCACAUUCAUGGGCGAAAGAAAGUCACCCUUAAUUUUUCAGAUCUAGAAGGCACUUUGGAGAAAAUUAAACAACCUAAAAUGACAAAAUCAUUAUGCGUGUCGUGACCUCUCAGCAUGAAACAAGCAGCAAAAAUCACAUUUGCUCUGUUAAAACGUAGAACCCUCCAGAGCAUAAUCUACCCGCCAGAGAAAAAAUUCAUUCGAACAAGCAGCAUUUGGUAUGAGGUACAUGUAAUAAUUGUGUGUUGCCUACCUACCCCCUUUUUACACUCUGAAGGGAUUAGCCCCGCAAAGUUCUCCAAAUCCUCAGCCUGACCAAAAUGCCAUUUUCUUCACCCUUUUAGACCAGGUCUCGGUCUCUAACAUCCAUGACAGGGGUCACAAAUGUGAUGUACGUGUUUACACAGGUGUAAAUCACGUCAUCAUCCCUUAGAAUAUAACGUUGAAUGGUAUAUUUCAGUUAUUAUUCACGUAUAGGUCAGUUACCCCUCCCCCCUUAAACAGCUUUUUUGCACCAUGGAAUUGGCCCAAUAUUGUCCUUCUCGUCUGGGUUCUUUAGUCCUCAUAUUGCAAAGGCUUUGAAGUGGAAUUGUGACAUGUAUAAGAAUUUUACUUUCACUAACACCAAAUAAUAUUUUUUUUUUUUUCAUGCAGUGCUUCUCAAUUUCACAUCAUCCAUUGGGUUAAAACUAUAAAUUGAAUUCUAACUCCUCCUUUUCAUAAAAUUUAGAGUUCCAUUUUCAGUUGCCUGUGUAGUAUGCUUUCAUAUCCAGGCUGAUGUUGGGGAGAUUAGACUGUGUGACCAGCCAAAGGAAUGUUUGUGUGUGAGGCAAGGAGCUGGUGCUGCUGCUUUACGCUAGUCCGCUAUCCAUUUCUCUCAGUUUUACCUUUCUACAGUUGUUUUUAUAUAUACACGCCGUCCAUAGUCCACGUUUCAUACGUAGCCUGCAUUUUAUACCUAGUCCGUGUUCUAUACCCAGUCUGCAGUCGAUAGUUCGCAGUGGGCAGUCCUCAUUUUAUACUGACAGUUUUGAAAGGCAAUUCAGUCACUCUGUGGGGAAAAAUUAAACAAUUUAGAUAGGAUAAAUUUGUUUUGUUCAAAACUAGUGUAAAGUUUAGCAUAAUUGUGGCAAGAACUGGCGAAAAGAUGUGGAUCAUGGAGAUCCGUCCUGCUGCAUUAACAGAGCUUGCCCUUUGCAGAGUGCUACCCAACCUCCUACCCCCUGGAAGUAACAAAUUUAAAUACAAUACAACCAAAUACAGUCAGUAGACCCAUGAACACAGUGCUCCUCUAUUGUUGUCAUAUGUUUGUCCAUAUGAAGCUGGCAAAAUUAGCAAAAUUUGGUUUUGAACAUUCAUUACUCUGCACAAAAUUAACAAUAAGUUCAUGCGUCAGUAUGUGUAUGUUGAGAUAUUGAGCACGCAGGAAGUUUAGAGAGCAUGAAAGAAGCAUAAGAGUGCGCCUCAAGCAACUCUCGCCUCUAUAAAAAUAUUUAUAAACAAUGGAAAGAACAAGGUUGAUUUUACAGCUAGGAUUUAUUGCCAAUAUUUCAAAAGGCAUGGCCUUUCUUCAUAUCGAGUAUAUAUUCCUACAUUGUAACUGUAAAAUCAGCCUUGCUUCUUUUUGUUGUUAAGAAUUUCAGUCUUAGAACAUUUAGUUAGAUGAUCCAUUCCUGUGGCUGGUUUAUUAUACAAUGUAGGAGGACAAUGCCCUUGGGUGAGUGGCUGUCUGAAAAAUAAAAAAGGGCAAAUGCAGCAUUUUGAGGACAAGGUCUAGCCAAGGUUAUUAGCCGGGGGAGGAGGGUACUCUUAUGUUGAGUAUAUUAUGGGGAUGUGCUGCUGGUCAUGGUAUGGUUUUUGUUCUCUCUGUUCUAAACAGGGUAUAUAAUUUUGCAUGAGUCUAGCCUAAACAGGGUAUGCAAUUUCCCGGAAGGUCUGUCCUAAACAGUGUGCAUGAUUUUUACGCGUCUGUUCUAAUUAUAAACUGGGUGUUUCAUGCACGAUCGCUUUCGUCUUAGUUCAUGCACGAUGUUUAGUAUGUCAUUUGCAAGACCAAGAAACUACCUUGAAGAAGCAAUGACUGUAACAUGAUUUUCUCAGUUGCAAUUGCCAACAAAUGACUUUAAAACAACACCGCGUGCAUUUUGUCCUUUGUCCUUUGUCCUUUGUCCUAAACAGGGUAAUAAAAUUGAGGGAGUUGUCCUAAACAGGGUACUAAAAUUGAGGGUGUUGUCCUAAACAGGGUAUGUAUUUUAGGAAUUUUUUGUCCUAAACAGGGUCAGGGUUUCAAAUCCUCAGCGGCUCACCUAUACCCAAAUAUUGGUCAAGUUAUUAACCUCUGAGAGUCCAGCAAACCAGAAAGGACAAGUUGAACUGACUGGAAUUUUGUUAAGUUAUAACAUGACUCGACUGACAACCUCAGAUGACUCAAACUGAAUGCUUUAUAGUGACUCAUUUGUCUUUUUCUGCAGCUAUUCUUGUUUCCAUGCCACAAGGAAGGCGUUUAGCAAUGUCAAAGAUUCCAUGCAGAAGGAAUGGACAAACCAUUCAGUAACCUUGGAUCCACAACAGGUAAAUUAAGAAAAAAUGUUGUUUAAGGUAGAUACAUGUACAGUGUAUACGUUAUAGGUAAAAUAUGUUGUCUGGUGAAACCUGUAUUCAACAUACAGUGUAUUAAGCUUAAUUUUCUUCUAGGCCUUCUCAAACCUAGAAAUGGGUUCCAGGGUCACAAAGGUACAUACAUACAUACAUACAUACAUGUUUUUUAUUUGGAGUCUUAUAAAAAAAUUCCAAAAAUUCCUAAAGUACCCCCCCCCCCGAAAUACACACACAUUUCAUUAUUGCUGAAAGAUACACAAUGUACCUUUGACCUUAGCUUAGUUUUGAUGUUUAUGUUGCAAGUUUCAUUUGUUUGGGAAAGACAAGUUAGUGUCAUCCUUAGUGCAAACGUUUUAGUCUGGCCUGAAUUAUAUGCACCAGCCCCCUUCAGGCAAGUGUCCCCUUUCAAAUAAGCGCCAUCCCCCUCUUGACUCAAAAUAAUUAAAACAUCUUGGCCACUUAAUUGAGUAUUUACAACUUAUAUCAAGUAACAAAGUACAUGUUAGUAAUUAUAUUGUUUGAUUAUUUUGUUGUUUUUAUGUUUUCAUACAUGUAGACAACAUUUUUGGUUUUUGUUGCUUUUUCAAACAGGUGUGGGAAAACAGACAUUUCUUCAUAGAUGAGGUGAUAAAGAAUUUGCAUGUACUUUUAUAAGUGUUUCUAUAAAUUCUACCGGAAAAUGCAAAAUCCGACGGUGGACAGUAAUUAUUUAUGCUAAGAUAGAAACGGCCUCUUAGUAAUCCCUCUUACACCCCUUCCAAAAAAAAUAUUGAAUGUAUAGUCCCACAACUUAUUUAAACGAAAUUAGCCUUCAAGUGACCUACAACAGGCUUAACAUAUCAAAUCUUGCAGAAAAAGCAUAGCAAAGCAUCCUUUCUAAAAGACAAAGGUCGUUGAAUUUUAGGGAGAGUCCUUGAAAAAUCCUUGAAUUCCAUUUUUCCUUGUAAAGUCCUUAAACUUCUGUGCAAGUCCUUGAAAGGUUCUUGAUUUUCUUCAGCUUUGAAUGUAGAAAAGUUUUGUUUAAUUUUUUUUGGUCGUCCAAGACGGAAUAUGUCAUAGCUCAGAUCAGAGAAGUUAAUGGUGAUUUACAUAAAGUGUUUUUAUGUUUUAUGUAAGAAUUGACUAUCAAUUUAAGACAAGUGAACCGAAAAAUGCAUAUGUUGGUGGAGCAAACAGUUCAAGGGUUAAAGUCCUGUUAGAAUGGACUGGGAAUGUGCAAUUCCCUGUUAGGUGGUCCUUAAAAGAGGCCCUGCCGUCGGGGGGGGGGGGGGGUCGCUCGUCUGAAUUUUAAAACAUCUCGUGUCGGUGUUUAUAAAUGCUUCAUGUCGCUGUCGGAAAGUGAACGAAAAUUCGUGGUCUUCGUCGGAAUUUUAGAAAAGGGGAUAGAAAUUUGUUGCACAGAAACCAUUACAAUUGUGCAAUUUCUCGGUUAUUAUGUCGAACGUAUCGAACACCUAUACAUCGCCAUUCACAACUGAGUGAUCCACGUUCAACAUUUUAAGACUACACCUGUAACUGACCUGAUAAAUCGUGAAGGUACGGUGGUCUACUGUGUGAGAACGGUUGGAAGGUCGGUGGUUAGGUUACCUGCUUCCUGUUCUCUUCACCGUCGUCAACGCCAUGUUUCUUACAAGAAACUUAAGUCUGGAUACAUUGUCCCUCUCCACCUAUAGUGGGUACCACGAUCAUAAUGCUGGCAGGGGAUUGAAAGCCUUGUGAUGUUCUAACAUCCCGUUCAUGGAGAUGUAGUAUCUUUGAACUAGUUGCUUCACGCUACAUUUAGGGAAGAAAGCGCCAGUUCGCUCAUAACAUUUACCUUUCCACCUUACAAAUCAAGACGUGACGUGAGCAAAGCAAGCAAAGCAUACAAGAGAUGUAAAGAGUGCAUAAAAUUAAGGUAUCAGCCACCCUUCAGGAGCGUCCGCGCGCAGAUCGCUGUAGCGUUAGUUGUUUUUAUAAAAACCCCUAUAAACCAUAUAUUUUUUAAAAGCUUAACAAUUCCAGAUUAUGGAUUUGAACUAACAAAAACGAUUUACUUAAAUGUGUUUCGAAAUUGGAACGCUUUGUGUAAAAGUACACGUCUCUAUAAAUCAUGUUCCACUCCCGCCGGAAAUAAACGAAAGAAAAAAAUUAUCACCGCAUUCGCUUCUCAACACGUUCCACCAAAAAACCGUGUCUCAGAUUUUUGACAAGUGCGUUUGUUUUUCUUUUAUUAACAAAUGAAGUUGGGGAAGGCACUUAGUCAACACUCCCUGUGGAAAAAAAGCUCUAGCUUUAAAAUAAAAAGGAGUAUUAAAAUUCGCAGACAGGGUUUUGUAGAAGAGAUAUAUGGCAUCACUCUGGCCAAAUUUUAGCCAAAUUGAUUGAAAGGCUGCCGACUUGGAGUUCAAAACGUACGAGUCGAUCGGCAAAAUUUGCGUUCGGAGAUAAAAUAGAAAAUACAUUUUUGGCGGCAUCCUACCUGGAAUGAGAUUAUAACACCUAAAUGUUUAUUCUGAUUGAUAUCAGAGAGGGAUCAAUUAUCUCUAACAAUAGGACUUUGACAGGUAACAUGUAACAGGAACAAACUUUCGCGGCAAGCAAGUGAACAGUUUAAUUCUCCGUUGGAAAACUUCCACUCUUUUACACCACGAGAAGCACGGUUUAAUUCUUUCUCGAGCAAAAGUUUAGCCUCUCCUUCGAUCUUUUUUGUAUGAUCCGCCCAGGUGUUUUUGUUGUUCGGCGCCAGGCCAAGGAACUAAAAAAAUUUGAAGCCGUCGAAUGUCCACCACCGAUUGCUCGGAAGGCCAAGAACUGAGGCCCGGUUUAUUUCAAACGCUCUGCUCUUCUCUGAAGAAUUAAAAACAGACUUUGUCUUGUGCGACGGACAGCUUUCAUUCUCGCACUGGACUCUCCAGGUAGAACCAAGUCCAUGCUUAGUAGCUACAUUUUCCAUGACUUGGACUCUUCCCUGGCAAAAUCGACAAGAUACAGACUCGUCCAGUUUCUCAAGCAGCUUUUCGCUCGAUACGAUAGCUCGACCGAUUAUUGUUUUCCAGGUUCCAUCUAGCCUCCCACGCAGGCGUUUUUAGGGGAGCUCGUAUUUCUUCCCUCCCCACAAACGCCUGCUCAACGGAAAACAACAUUCCUUUCUCAUUGUUUUAUUUGCGUGGUAGGUGACCAAUCAACAAGCUCGACGACUGAACGUGACCUUAAAGUUUGUUUUCCUUCUUUUUUUCCUUCGCUAAGGUUAUGCAGUGCACGGAGUAUUCUGAAUUUUGACUAAAACUUAUUUUUUCUGAAUCUAACAUUUAUUGCAGGUCAGAAAGCUUUCCCAGUGUUUAAUGCAGAUCGAGUAAUUAUCAGAUUAGUCAAGGUCAACUUUCCAGAAUUUGGAAAGUACAAUGUGAUUGGCUAAGCUUGGGAACGGAAUGUUGGGUAAAAACGCCUGCGUGGGAGGCUAGGUUCCAUCAGCAGAUGGGGUCGAUGAGCUUAAUUGGCUUUCUUCAUCUGGCUCUUCAAGCUGGAUUUUGGAGCGGCUUGCACUCUCAGCAACUGCAGCAUUUUCGCUUUUCUGAAUAUCCAACCCCUCGAGCCACUUCUCUGGCUGAUAAAAUGAGCCUUUGUCACUCUCUCCCAAUUUUGCGGCCCAUUCUUUGUCAAACUCGCUCUUCGAUUUCUUUUUCGCUCUCGGUUUUGAUGACGAAAACGGACACGAUCUUUUCUUUUUUUUUCGCGGCAUUUUCACCGAAGCAAACGCUAAAUCUAAAGGCUAUAAACAAAGCGAAGACAAUUUGCAAGUGUUGUGUCGAAGCACGCACUCGGUAUUACGUUACUAGUCCCGACCUAUCCAAUCGAACAAAACCGAACAAAAAACCAAUCGAACCCAAUCGAACUCCAAUCGUUCGAUUGGGUUGGGCAAUCGAACAAAAUCGAACACCUAUUUUGCUGUGAGUUCGAUUUUCGAACCAAUCGAACCAAUAUAAUCGAACGAAAUCGAACAACUGAGUAAAACACGUGGAAUAUAAUCAUCGUCAGCUUUUAUUGAAUAAACAGGAACUGAACAUCAUACUGCAAGAAUGUCAAUGUUCGAACAAAACAAAACAAAUAAAAGGCAAUUUCGAUGACUGUUAAGGUACUGUGACUGUUAAAAGGAAAUGCUUCUCAACAGAGAAAAAUCGCACCAUUUCAACAACAGCAACGCAGGCAGUUGUGUUUAAAAUUAGUAUUAUAAUAAGCAGAAGGGACCUCGCUGCAGCCAUUACUCUCUCCAGGUUCCCCAGAGUGGCCAAGAGUGACGUGGAGUGUUGGAGUGUUGGUAACCUUGAAUGCUCUUCCCUUAGAGCCAAUCUUCUUAAAGAUAAAGAAUUCUUCUCCCACAUCAACAGUAAAAUUACAUUCUUGGUAACCUUUUACACUGCAUGUAAUUUCAAUACAUGCAGUGUGCUCCCUCUCCUCCGUGUUUGACAUUUCAGACAUUUCAGUCCUAGGUUUCAGUGCUCAGCAAAAGCCGCGUAAAAAGGGAAGGGAGUUAGCGGUGAUUUCACUUUCACCUUCGGAAUUUUCCAAUACCACGUGCCUAUCAUGCGAUGCGGCGUCCGUUAAUCGAACGUUCGAUUAUACCAAUCGUUCGGUAAUCGAACGUUCGAUUGUGUUCGAUUGGCAAAAUUUUAUUGUGAAUUCGAUUAUGUUGGAUUGAGUUCAGCAAUCGAACGAUUGGUGUUCGAUUGGGUUCGAUUGCCGAACUGUUCGAUUGGAUAGGUCGGGACUAGUUAACAGGCAAGUUAAUUGAUAUAUGACACGGGUAUAAAAGAUCUUGUCAACGAUCAAUUAAGAUAAUUAACGAUAAAAAAUCUUUUACCCCCGAUAUCUUUGGACAGAAAUAAUAUUUUCUUCUGAUUUUUUUUUAAAAGAAAGCUCUCAAGCAUAUCUAUUUGAAAACGUUGAAACCUCAAAUAUGGAAAAAUGGCAAUUUUAAAGGUGGCUGAUACCUUAUGCUAUGUGACGGACAACCUCAUUCCCAGGUCUCCGAGGAGUUGUGCAGGGUUGCGUAAAUGAAGUGUAACGCAGACGUUCUUAAGGUCACGAGCGCCGACUGGAAGUAACUCACGCCAGUGUGAACAUACUGCGCCUGUGUUUACAUCCGUGAGGUCAGGUCGCCGAUGCUAGAACGCCACUUUUUUAAGUUCAAGAUAGAACGCGAGAAUCUAGUACUCGAAAGUUCGGGUUUGGGUAGGAAUCAUUUGGUAACUUAAUUGUUGACUUAAAACCAAGGACAAUUCUUCUGCUAUUCAUUCGUCGUUUUCAGCGAUGUAAACAACAGGUACAAAACAGUCUCUAACUCUAUUUUUGGACUCUACUGGUUGACCCGGUUAGCUCAAGCUGGCUGCAGAAUGCAGAACUGGAAAGAUGGCAAAAUUUUACGGCAUUUUCGUAAGAUUUACUCGAUUUCUUGUCUAUGCGAAUCAUCAUCAAGUGAACUCACAUCUUACUUAAGAAGGCCAUUGAUUAUAUAUAUCCUGAAAACGUUUUUUGCGAGUCUGUGACAUUUGGCGCAAUCGACUUUGAAAAUGAAUAGCAAACGAAAUCUCAUUUGUGGUUAAUGGAAAUACAAACAAAAUGGACCGCUAUCAUGUAUGGUAGUUUUUGUUCGCUUGAUUUGUGUCUACACAACAAUCAAAUAGUACACGACGGCAUUUCAAGCUUGGCGAAUAAAUUGGAAAGAUGAGAUGUUAAUAUGACAAUGGGACAAAGAAAAUGUACGAGUCCUCUUCAGCGACAAAGAUCUUUCUAAAAUUCGAAAUUCUAUGGGUGAAGACAUUUCAAAUAGCAAAAGUAAACACAGACAAGACGUACGUGACUCGCGUUAUACCAAACACCAUUCAUUGCUUAAACUUCGCUUUUCGCGCCACAAACGCCGUACUCGAUCCAUACCAGGCUCAACCUUCCCGACGUCUGUGACCUCAAGAACGUCCGCUGCUUAAGCUUUCUAAUGAGAUGUAAUGCCGGCGACGCGACUCUGGGCACUUAAGACUGAAACACCAACCCUCUGGGAGACUGUGACAUUUGAGUAGAGGUUUGUUUUUACAAGAAAAUAUUACCCUGACACCCUGUAUGUGGGUUGGUGUUUUAAUCUGACUAGUGCAAAGUGUCCGCUGAGCUUAAUUCACUCAAUUAUUACAUGAUUACAUGAAACUUCAUAGAAAGAACAGCAAUUUACAACGACAUGUCUAGGUAUAAACAUUAUCUAAACUCUACUGAUAAUUAAAAGGUUACCCAUUUUAGUUCAUUUAUCUGAUUUCAUAUUUCCCAUACAUGCCUGGUCGAGGUGGUUGUGCACAACUAGAAACACAACUCUUAAGGUCUAUCAAGAAAUGUGCCAGGCAUAACCCCCCACCCACCCACCCACCCAUUUUGGACCGGAUCCAUGAACCACUUACAUGUAUAUGAACCUGGUCCCUGGACCCUAUUUUUGGUCUCUGCCCCCCCCCCUAAAAAAAAGGGAAAUUAAGGAAGGACAAAUUAUUGAUAAACAUGAUGCAAAUAUCCUUGUUAUUUAUUUUGGUUUUUUAUCCACUGUCACACACGGGUAAAUUUCUUCAUGCUGCAAAAGUUAUUUAUUCGGUAACAUGGGAAGGGCAGGGGGGCAUGAUCCAGAACGAAAGUCGUUUUAACUGUGCAUGUGUAAGGAAAAAAGAAAACAGCAAAAAGAAAAAAUAUCCACAAAGCUGACCAAACAUCUUACUAAUCAUUAGAAUCACACAGCCUGGCUGCAAGCAAAUGUAUCAAACAGCAUUGUGUACAUAGGAGUAAAUAUUAAUGUCAGUGGUCAACACUUUCAAACCUUAUCUUUGCACUAUUACUUUAUGUAGGUUGAAGCUGGCGUUAAUGUUUAUUGUUCAUUUCUCCUUUUGACUGCUUUAAAAAAGUGUCCAUUGACCCGUUCCAAAAUGGGGGGUCCAUGGAGCAGGGGCGCCUGGGUCCACGUUUUGUCCUCACCCGCUGACAUGAACCUGUUAUUUCACACAGCAACAUGCUGAGGUUUUCCUAGGUGCAAUGGAUACAACCUUCCUCCUGGCCUAUGCUGUGGUAAGAAAUUAUGCUUUUCAAAUAUGUAAAAUACGUGAUUGAAGUAGUCACUGGCUCGGACCAUUUUAAUUCCUUUUUGUCCCUUAAGUUAACAACAAAGUAAAGGAAAAUCGCCUUACUUCCCCUUCUUUGUGGAGACCUUUACUUACAUAACCAGCAGGGUCAAAAGCUUGCUUUUGACGGAAUAGAUUUUGAGAAUAAUAUUGCCAAAUGACAGUAACUUUUUUUGUUUUGUUCAUGUUACAUGUACUUGUUAAAUCAUUAAUAUGACAGCUUGUCAGCAGUUAAUCAAAAAUAGUAAAUGUAAUUAUGAAAUCAUAUUAGAGAUUUUUUAAAAUUUGUGCCUAAAUACUUCUUACAGACUGAUGUAAGAUGUUCUUCUAUUAGUUUUCUUAAAGAAUUGUGAGACCUAUCUUAAAUAAGUACAAACGUUAUUACUUGGAGAUAACUGAUUAAUUAAUAUAUAGAUUUCGCCAGGGCUAAAAGCGAAGCCUCCGUUUCUAUACUUAUGAUAAAAGCAAUCAAAUUUAAGGUGACUCGACCCAGUUUUUUUGGGGGGGUACCAUCCUACUUUGAAGCUCUCUGGUAUCCCCACCUUUACUUUUAACGUAAGUCUAACACGUAGAAUGGAUAACAUAUAGAUCAAUCUACAAUAUAACAUAAAAUUUUUGGCCAUCGGAGUAAAUGUCACGUGGUUAUAAUGCCACGCCCCUUUGAGGUCUGAGUCGAAAAUCUGCUGUUGCCGGCAUUUUUUCGUGAAACUCUCUCGGCUACACAUAGUGUGCAUUAGUGCCUUGCGCUCAACAGAGUUUCACCAAAAUCGCAAAGACCCAAUUCAAGAAAUUCAGCAGUUUCCAAAUUUAGGUCAUAAUUUAUGCGAAAAUGAUAAGUAAACUUUACACGAUUAUAUCUAAUAAACUAUGAGACUCAUCCCUUUAUUUUGGGGAUCGUUAUAACAAAUGGGUCCUUGCAAGUCAGCAAAACGCUGUAGAGCCUUGUAAAUACGCGCGAUUUCGAGCAAAGCAAACAUAUAGAAAUUAUAGUUUUCGCUAUUUGUUGACGUUUGUCAGCGUUGAGUCCUUCUCACAAAAAAAAGCAUUUUCUUAAAAUUUCGUACUUUUUUUUCCCUUCAAAUUUUUUCAGGGCCACAAUUGAUUAAAUAACUACCCGGAUUCUGAAUUUCAUGGUCAUUGAAAAACUGUGACAUUAUCUUCUAUAAGCCCAAACUUGAGUAAACAUUGAAGAUUUUUAGCGUUUUGGCUGAGUUUGUGCUUUGGGAGUUGUCUAUUGUUUCUAGUCUGUCAUGAUACAGCAUUCUUGUUCAGCACGCGUGUAAUGACCGCGCUUGGCUGACUUCUUAAUGCUCAAAUAGCUGUCAAAUUCCCCGGGGUGGGGACGAAAAAGAGGGCAAAUGCCCCGUCCACCGUCAACACUGCAACAUUUUUCAUGAUCGCACAGUCGAGUAUAGUGCCAUUUUAAGCAUUUUUAUGUGCGAUUUUUUGUUUCAGUUAACGCAAUCGUGCUACUCUAAUUAAGACUUCACGCCGUGACGACACCAGUUUAUGGUUUUAGUAUUGUUAAAAAAAUCAUUGACAUUGAAAUUAAUAGUGGGCUUUAAAGUUAUCUGUUAUGGAUAGUUUUUCAAAUAAUAUUAACAGAAAUUUGAUUCAAUAACCAAAAAACGUUGAUUCACGUCGAUAGCUCCCGAUAAGUAAUUCUGGCUUGAUAAGCAAUUUAGAAAUGCAUGCAUAAAAUCGAGAACAUACCUCUACAAUCCUCUUCAAUUUUUUCCUUGACAGAUGAGCCAAUCAGCUUGUUUUUUUUCAGUUAAAUCCUCAGCGUAGUUAUAUUCUGAUAGGAAACCGCGUGCGUGUCAAAAGUUUGGGGUUGGCCCUGGGGUUGACAAAUGCCCGGCCCACGGGCAGCGCAAGAUUUGCAAAUGCCCCACCCCUGGGACUGACAAGGCGGACAAAUGCCCCGCAGUAGCUGGAGGGGGGGUGGGGGGUGCUGGGCGCAUCUGGAUUUGACUGAUGCGUUAGUUCAUUUCUGGUAUAUUCUAACUUUCCGCAGACAAAUUCCUCAAACAAAUCGCAUGUUUAUGUUCCAAUAUUCGCUUCCUCCCGCGGUGCAAACACUGUAUAAGACAAUGUUCCUGUGCAAUAUCCCACGGCAUCUAAAACUUUUUUUGCUGAAGAAUACUUCUUAGUCAAGUAUUAGUCGGCUACCUUUUAUAAUCAUACAACGAUAACCUAUUAAGAAGAAAAAGAAAGAAUCGCACCUGGAAUCCGAAGCCACCAUUUGGUUGUUCUUCUAGACCUUUAACAGCCAAAAGCAACUUGGGAGCGAGGCUGAGGUAACUUUACGCGGGAAAUAUCAACCUCGUACCCAGGCCCGGGCUACUUUCUUACUUUCUUGGAAGCUUUAUUGAUAAUGACGUCACCUUUAUUAGUACCGUAAAAUUCCGAAAAUAAGCCCCGGGGCUUAUAUUUUUCAAAGGCCCUUUUUGAGGGGCUUAUAUACGGAGGGAAAUUUGCGUUCCAAAAUCUAUUGGGUUAGCUACUUGUACUGGGAAGGAAAUUUACCAUUUUUGCUUUGUUUUACUUUGUACUCGAGGGAAAAUUCCAAGUACAAGCCCGGGGGGCUUAUAUUCGGAGGGGCAAUUUAACGGAGGAUUCUUUGGGUGACGAUUUUGGGGGGCUUAUAUUUGGAGGGGCUUACGGUAUGUUUUCAACGUGUAUUAUUUUACAAUCAGUGUCUAACAGUCUGCAGUCUGCGGUCUGCAAAUGUCAUACACCGUCUCACGAUCGUGUUUUGGGCUACUGUUAUGAAUGAACAUUGACAGAUAAAUAACUUAAUUUCUUGAAAAUUUUUAUUCAAAAACCCAUAAGUUAAUCUUACAAGCAAUUCACAUAUAACACUAACUGGAUCCUGGAUCCGUUCACGCAUGUUAAAUCAGCUGAGCACAUGGGAAAAAAAUCACAUAUUAUUUCAAAUGCACAUUUUGUGGUUUUUCUUUCACGCCAGUGUGUCAAAAUGUAGAAAACAUCCAUGAAACCUUUCUAAACACAAAAAUUCCCUUUUGAAAAUGUACUUUCUGUGACCAUAGAGUACAGAAUGUACCUCAAGUUUCUUCAGAAACCUCGCUGCCUCGGUUGGUUCAAAACUACCCUGCGAGCAGAGGCUACAUUUUGGCGGAAUGAGCUGGCGUGCGAAAAGUAGCUACUUUUCGAACGCAAGCUCAUACCGCCAAAAUGUAGCCUCUGCUCGCAGGGUAGUUCAAAACAAGCCAAGCGCUCUGAUCCACCGUGAAAAAAACAAAGUUGAAUUCCUCGCAAGACAGUUUCAUAGCGAAAAGCUCUCGUUUGUCCACAAAGAGGAAUUUGAGCUCUCUUUUGAACUUUCUCUUUCCACUUGUGUCUUUUAUCGGCGUAUUUUCAAUCUUGAAAUGCAAAACGUUAGUCUUGAAAACCACGACAUGAUGACACACGCCAGCUCAUUUGACUUUUGUGAGGGAGGGGGAUAUGGGUGAUUUAGUUUGGGUAAGAAUUUUUUCCCCAGACCUCUAGUUAGAAAUUUUUUCCUGACAUAUAACGGUGUAAGAUUUUUUCUUAGCAUUAUAUACGUCAUGAGGGACGCACGUACACAUACGAACAUCAGAUCUUCAUAAUUUAACCAAUGGGACAAGGGCACCCAAUGACUGUUUUCUGUAAAAUGUCUGUUCGGGGAAGCAGAUGUUGCCGAGAAUUCUCUAUUACUUUACAAUGGCUGAAAACUUUUAGAAAACCGUGCCAUUCAUGUACAAUUUUUGAACGUUAUCUAAUAAAUUCCCUGUGAUUUUAUAAAGCUUAAUUUUUCACAUUUCACUCCUCAUGUAAGGCUAUUUUUUGUAGAAAAAAGGAAACCUAAAGUUUUUGGAUUCAAAUAAUAAUUAUUAUGUGAUAGAGGUAGGACUCAGUAAAAGUCUCACUUUUGUAAUACGUUCUAUUGCAUCUCUAAAUUUUCUGGAAAAUAGUGCCGAAGCCCUUGUAACUUCAAAGAGACUCAAGUUCCCCUACCAAGACCGAACAGAUAAAAAUUUUAUAGCGCUGCUUAGAAUGUAUUUUAGAGAUCCAAAAUGUGAAAAGCCUAAAAUGUGUUUGCAAUGUACAAAUGUAUUUAGGAGAAAACUGUCGUUGGGCUCCCCUGAUGGGAUUCAUGUCUUCCCCAAACCUUUCAACUCACUGCAACUGCAAGUUACCCAUGUAAAUGACUGCAAAUUAAGGCAGCGCUGUUUACUUAACCAGUGCACAAUCACAAUAAAGUGGUGAAGUUGAUGAAGAUUAUGAAUCUGAUAAAAAAAAAGAGUGAGAGAGGAGAGUGGCAAUUUUGACGAAUCUGGUAAAAAUGGACCAGAGAACCUGCGGGCAAUAGUCAAAAGCGCAAUUCUGGCAAAAAAAAUUGCAUCGUGGGGCUCCUUUGCCAACUCAUUUGAAUAUUCAACAAACUUUGACUAAUUUUUUGCCAAAUUCAUCAUUUUUGUCCGAACCGCUUUAUUCACCAAAUCAUUUAUACAUUUUGACAUUUUUUCACCAAAUUUGCCAUCACUUGUCAAGGGGCUCCUUUGCCACUUUUGUGAAUUUGUGCAAACACUUUGGCAAAUUCCUGCCAAAUUUGCCAUUUCCCCAAAUUCACCAUACAUGUGUCCGUCAAAAUUUUCCACUGUAAUGGGGUCUGUUUGCCACUUCAUGUUUGAAUUUUUGCUAACGCUUUUGGCUAAUCUUCACCAAAUUCGCCAUUUUACCAAAUUUACAUGUACCAUAUUCGUCUAAAUUGCCACUUGUUAUAAAACUCUGUUGCCAAAUCAUGUGAAUAUUCACUGAACAUCAACAAAAUUGAUUUUCGCCAGGUUCCCCUUUUUCUGUAGCACGUGCAUUUCUGGACAUAAUUAUCUCGUAGCACCACAAGAAAACCCGUCCUGAAUUGGGACUGGACCUCUCUCCUUAUCAUAUAUAACCCUCUCCUGGGACCUAACCUGAUCAGUUAACAUCACAAAGUCCAAGAGAUUUGUCUGAACAAAAUAUCUGAAUUUCAAAUUCAUUUUUACUCUGAGGUUUGCAACUCUUUCAAUUAAUGAAUGAAUAAACAACUUUGUUAACGUGUCUAAAUCUUCUAGCUGGCCACAAGUAGCCUACUAAUAGCGGACACGAAAAAAGAAAACAGACUAAAUAGAUGAAGGUGUCUAGUCAUUAUUUAAUAGUAAUGAUAUAUUAACUAACGUAGAUCUGGAACUCUAACAUUUGAGGAUUUGGUUAUCUUCAUGCAAAGUAAGAAGUUAAUUAACCAUGCUACUAAAUAAGUUACCUAAAACAUUUUUACAGAACAUAAAAUCAGGAAUGAGAGAAUUCAUAGCUCAUAUGCAAUCAGCCUGAGGUAAAACAAAUAACAUGAAUGUGUUUUUUUCCAUUUUUGCCACAGGGUCUAUAUAUAAGUGGAAUUUUAGGAGACAGGUAUGGAUGGUUUCCUACUAAUCAUUGCAUACAAUUAUUAGUUCAUCGUAAAAUACUUUUGACAAGUGUCACCACCUUUUUAAUACAGUUGUUUAAACUUGCAACGUAAUAAACAUUUUUGGUCGCCAGAUGGCAUUAAGAAGUCAUCAAAAUUUUUCCUUUUCUUUAAAGGUCUCAUGAAAAGAAAACAUUAUUAUGAAUAUUUUAUACUCAUGCAAAAUCAGGCUUGCUCCAGCGAUGGCAAAAUCUCGUAUUUGUUUGCUGCGACUGCCAGGCCACUUAAACCUGGUUUCCAUAUGAUUGUCUGGAUCAUCCCGAUCGCCUCAAUCAUUUCAAAAAAUUUGGAGACGAUCUGAACGACUGUGACGAUUGUUAGUUUCCAUAUAAUCGUCUCCAUCGCCUCAAAGAUAAGAGACGCAGGGUCGUCAGCGAUGUCUCUGGGUCAGACAAUAGACUUUUUAUGCUCGUUUCGCAAACAAGUCCAACGUAAUGAUGGAUUUUAAUCGCAAAGUAAACCUUGUGCUUUGCUAUUUGCUUUUUCUCUCGAUUUUGUGGCGUCGAGAAGCUAGAAACGUUCCACGAAGACAUAGUAUCACCUCGAGAACUUCUCACUUUCUUGUUAACCGAAUAUGGUGUCCGAUCUUUUUUGUGUUUUUACUGCGAGCUAGAUACGCUCAGGACAAAGAAGUCCAGUUUACAGUCAGUCAAAGCGGUUACUCACAUACAGACCCGUUUUCAAGUGAAUUCAAGCAACUGAAAGCAUAAGCAGUUUAUUUGACCGGACCACGUGCAUUCAUAGUGCAAUGCCGACCGACUCGUCUCAAACUUCUUCAGCAGCGGCAAUGCCGCAACUGCAAUAAUCAGUGUUCCUUCAAAUUUUCCAGGACCAAGCGCUUUAGUUUGCCGAGUAGGUCUCACCAGUAACUGGGAAUUUUUUAAAGAACAAUGGCAGGAUUACAGAGUGGCAACAGGUCUAGAUCAAAAGAGUCAAGCGAUUCGUGUAGUGACCUUCCGUUGAGUUAUGGACUGUCUCCAGAUCUUUCUGAAUCUUGGCACUGAAGAAAUCAGACAAUUGUCUGCACUAGAAGUUUAUUUUCUACCCAAAAGAAAUGUGGUGUAAGAAAAGUACGUUUUCAAUUCCUGUAUUCAAACACCUGAGGAGACAAUUGACAGCUAUGUCAAUAGGUUGAGGAACCUAGCAUCCUCUUGCCAGUUUGGAACACUCACUGAGGAGAUGAUUCGUGGUAGGCUUGUUAUUUGCAUACAGGAUAACGACACAAAAGCUAGAUUGCUCAGGGAGAAAGAUUUAUCUUUGAAUAAGGCCUUUGACGUGUGCAAAUCAACUGAGAUUACAAACAAGCAGCUUAAGUCGCUUCAGCACAAGAGCAAACAGUCGAAUGAAGAGCUUCACCUACAUGUAUUCAAGACAAGUAAAACCAAGAAAAGCAAGAAACCGAGACCUUCCAAUCCGGGCAAUACAACUAAAGGUCCAAAAAAAACGUGGAAAUGCAAUAUUUGUGGCCAGGCCAAAUGGCAUUCAAAGCCCACCGAUUGCCCAGCUUAUGGUCAGCAAUGUAGAAUUUGCAAGAAGAUGAAUCACUUCAGCAAAGUGUGUUUGUCAAGUAAAGAUAACAGAGAAAAGGUCCAUUUUGCAGAAGAGGCAGAAGUCGAUGAUUAUGUUUCAGACGAAUCCUUACUGAAGAAGAUAGAAGAAAUUUCUGCAGUUAAAGGGCAUGGAACGCAAAUGACAUCCAGUAUUACAUUCUGAUAGAUGGUGAUGAGAAAGUAGUGUCAGUUAGACACUGGUUCCACCUGCAGUGUGAUCAGUUUCAAAGAUCUAGUUCAGCUGUUACAAGAUGGCAAUCCUCCUCUAAACAUCUCCAAAUCCACGCUCAAAUUGUUUGAUGGUACCCCGAUGCAACCAGUUGGUGUAACCACCCUUAUCGUAGUAAGAAGAAGAAAACACUACGACCUGCAAUUCCGAGUAGUAGAGAGCCCUAAUAAGCUCCUUCUUUCAGCUGAGACCUGUGUGCAGUUGGGUCUUCUUAAGGUGGAGAUAGAACCAUACGAAGAGGUCCACUCCUUGGAAAGGAUGUGUUUGAAGGACUAGGACAUGUUGGGGACACAGCCAUUAUCACUGAUCCUAAGGUAAAGCCCAUACAGCGCUCUCAGCGCCAGUCCCAAUUGUCCUCAGAGAUAAAGUUAAAGCAAAACUGGAGGACUUAGCAAAGGAAUCGUGGAAGAGGUCAACAUACCAACAGAAUGGAUUAGCUGCAUGGUUGUAGUCAGCACGCCAAGCAAGACAAGAAUUUGUCUUGAUCCCCAAGAUCUGAAUAAAACAGUUAUUCGCCCCAAGAACCAAAUGUCAACUCUGGAUGAAUUACUACCAAAGCUCAGUGAAGCGAAGGUGUUCAGCACAUAUGAAUGCUAAGGAUGGAUUCUAUCAGGUUGGAUUAGAUGAGCAGAGCAGUCUGAAGACCACAUUCUGGACACCAUUUGGUCGCUACAAGUAACUGAGGUUACCUUUUGGAAUCAAUUUAGCUUCAGAAGGGUUUGAGCAUAAACUGCAUGAGAAGCUGGAUGGUCUUCCUGCAUGGUGUAGCAGUGAUAAGGGAUGAUAUAUUGGUGAUGGGCUUUGGAGAAAAUGAAGAUGAAGCCAAGAGAAAUUAUGACGAAAACUUAACCCGCCUACUUGAGCAGGCUCGCAAAGCCAACCUAUGCUUAAACAGCAGCAAGAUGAAUCUUCGUAAGACUAAAGUCAAAUUCAUGGGUCACCUAAUUACGAAAGAUGGUCUAAAGCCCGAGCCGGAAAAGAUCAAAGCUGUUCAGGAAAUGCCAAGGCCCACGUCUAAGAAUAAGCUGCUAGGGUUGCUGGGAUUUGUAAACUAUUUAUGUAAGUUUCUCCCGAAGCUGUCAGAAGAUGUCCAGCCACUGAGAGAAAUGACCGCGAAAGAAGCAAAGUUCAUCUAGUCACAGCAACAUGAGACAGCAUUCAAGGAAGUACGAGAGCUUGUAGUCAAACCUUCUGUGCUCAAAUAUUAUGAUGUACAAGAACCAGUGGUGGUGCAGUGUGAUGCCAGUGAAAAUGGGUUAGGAGCAGCUCUUCUGCAAAACGGCCAAGCCGUUGCUUUCGCCUCACGAUCUUUAUCACAGACUGAAAGAUAGUACGCCCAGAUAGAGAAGUGUUUGGCUAUUGUCUUCUCCUGUGAAAGAUUUUAUAAUCAGUACCUUGCUGGUCGUGAGAAAAUUACAGUUGAAACUGACCACAAGCCAUUGCAGAGCAUCUUUCGAAAGUCCAUUUUUUCUGCUCCAUGUUACCUGCAUUAUACUACUAACGCUGUAACUCCUCAAUCUUCAUGUUAACUAUAAGCCUGGCACUCAGAUGUUUAUUGCCGAUCGCCUAUCCAGAGCCUAUAUAAAUAUAUAAAUAAAUCAAGCCUUUAUUUAAAGAGGGUAGCACUUAAUAGCCAAGGCUAAUAAACUUGUGGCCCUCAUAAAAUACACAACUAUUUACAAUCUAAUAAAUAUUUUAAGCUAAAAUAUAUAAACAAUUAAAAUAAAACAGAUUCGAUUUUUAUAAAAAAUAAAAAAAAUUAUUAAAUGAUAAAAUGAUGCAAACAUUGUUGUUCCUUAAAAAUCUUGGCAAACAUGUUCUUUUUAAAACAUGCUACAGAAUCUAGUUUCCUAAUUUCAAUUGGUGUACCAUUCCACAGUCUUGUUGCCAAAGCGUCCACCCUCUGUUUCUCUUCUAUAUUUAGCACAAACAGCAUUAAUGCUUGAAUAUCUAGUGUUGCGGGAGUGCCGCUUAUUAUUCAAAAUUAAGUGUUCAUUUAGAUAAUUCGGCAAAUACCCAUUAAUUCGCUUAUACAUUAUUAUGCAUUUAUCUAUCUUAUGUUGCUCAUAAAACGGAAUCCAACCUACAAUCGGCGACAAAAUUGUUGAGACAUUGUACUUAAAUAGGGUGACUUCGGAGAACAAACGAAUCCACACCCUCCCCUGUCCCCUCCAUUCAAAGUUGGGGUGUUUGUUGUUUUCUAUAGGUAGCUAGAACAAGGGCACAACAUUGUGCGGAGGGGAUGGGGGAGGAAAGCUAUAUUUCCUCCUUUUGAGGUUCAUAAAACGUAAAAAAGCCUAAUUUUGGGCGAAGUGUCUCAACUCAUUUUGUCGCCGAUUGUAGCUUGUUAAACAAAGCAACUGAUGGUGUCAUGCGAUCGGCAUAAGAAAUAACGCGUGUCGCACGUUUUUGCAAUCUUAAGACCCUAUAAACCGACUCUUUAUCACAAUUUGUCCAAACAACGUUAGCGUAAGACAUAACAGGGCGAAUAAUGCUAUUAUAAAACUGAAAUCGCUGUUUAAGAGGUAGACAGGCUCGAAUCUUACGCAGUAUUGCGAUUCUAGAGGCCAACAUUUUACAUACUUUCUCAAUAUGUUCAUCAAAUGACAAUUUGCUGUCAAUUUCUACGCCUAAUAAGGUAGCACAAUCCACAUUACUGAGCUGUUUUCCGUUUACGAAAACAUCUAUGUCACUUCCAUUUAUGUUAGCCACACAUCUUUUCCCAGUGAUCACUGAAAGCUACAGUGAAGACUCAAGUAUUUGCCGUUGAGCUCGAGACACUCAACUCUUUCGACUCCAUUAAAAUAACCCCUGAGAGGUUAACACAGAUGCAAAAAGCCACAGCCCAAGACUUAGCCUUAGAAACCCUUAAGACAACAGUAGUUACCGGCUGGCCUGAGAGGAAAGUACAACUGCCAAUACAAGUGAGAGGUUUUUGGAAUUACAGAGAAGGGAUUUCUCCCCCCAAUGGGUUUUUGUUCAAAACCCAAAAAGUGAUAGUCCCUAAAGCCACGAGACCUGAGAUACUUUCCAGGAUCCAUUCAAGUCACCAAAGCCCUUGUUGAGAGAUGUUCAGUAUGUACCGAAUUAAAAAACCAAUAAUGCGAGUCAGCCAAUGUAGUCUCACUAAAUUCCUGACAGUCGUUGGAGUAAAGUAGCUACAGAUUUCUUCUCAUUAGUGAAAGCACCAAGAACUACAUCACAGUUGUAGACUAUUUCUCAGAUUUAAUUGAAGUUAGUGAACUGCAGAACACUACUUCCACUUCAGUCAACAGGCCCUAAAAGAGCAUUUUAGCAGACAUGGUAUCCAAGAUACUGUGGUUUCAGACAAUAAAUCCCAGUUCAGCAGCCACGAAUUUCAUGAGUUUUCACUCUCCUGGGAAUUUAAUCAUGACACAUCUUCACGUCACUAUCCAAAGAGUAAUGUUAAAGUGGAAUUGUCUGUAAAGAUUGUCAAGCAGCUUUUCAAGAAAGCAGAUCGAGCGUGACAAGAAAGAUCCCUAGCUAGCCUUACUCAACUAUCGUAACACCUCCGCAGAAGGUGUAAGUGAAAGCCGCGCUCAGAGGCUUAUGUCAAGGAGGACUCGUACCUUCUUGCCUACCACCGCAAGUCUGCUGCGUCCUACAGUAAAUCACAGCUCUGUUGAUAGUCUUCAACUGAAAAGACAAAAGGCCACCUUCUACCAUGUCAGACACAUCUUGGAGUUGCCAGAGCUGGAAAUUGGACCGAAAGUCGCACCCCUUCGUAAGAAUCAAACAUGGAAGCAAGGAACCUGCACUGAGAAGCUUUCAGACAGAUCAUACGUAGUUCAGUUGGGUGGCAUGAAAUUAAGAAGAAACAGGAAGUUUCUGAAACCUGCAAGGGAACCGUCAGUAUAAGUAAAGCCAGAUUCCAACCUUGACAAUGAUGUACAUAGAGAACCUGUGCGGUGCUGUUCCUGAGGAGACAAAGGUUUCAGUACCUUGUAUCCAGAGAAGGACCCGCAGCAUUCGUCCGCCAGUAAGAUUCAAGGAUUUUGACAUGGAACGUUGAGCUUGUUAGAACUUUGAACAUUUUAGGGUUUUCACUUUUGUUUUUUUUUCCUGGAAGUUAAGAGAGGACAGAACUUCUUUAUAGAUAGUUUAACACCGUGUCACUAGCCAUGUGUUGUGAUUUUAAAUUUAGUAAAACCUCGUUUACAUUACUUUUGUUAAGAAAGGGGAACUGUUACGUAUAUAGUUGUUCUUACCAUAUUUCGGUAUUGUACGUUUGCAUAAACUAGGAUGCAUCUUACAUGAAGUAGGCAUUAACAGCAUGGCAUCAGGAUACGUUUGCGUUUCGUGUUAACCGAGUAAAUACCGGGUGUGUUCCUUUCGGCGAAUCCAAAAACGGAUUUUUGAUCCUAGAUUUGCCAGAUUUCGCGGUCGAAAGGAACGUGAAAUCCGAAAUUGGAUUUGUAACCUUGGUAACCUUUCCCCAACGCGUGCGAUAUGCACGACAGCCUCUCAAAAAAUUACGUGUUUUCUACUGUUUGACAAAUUAUGCGAUUAUACCGUGCAGAAUUUAGUGGUCGGCAGUUCGAAUAGCGACGAUGGAACAUAUAAAACAGACAAAGAAAGAAGCCCAUUAAAAUUAAAAAUUAUCUAAAGAAUGUCGGCCAGUUUGAUCCAGUUCCAUAUCUCGGAUUUUUUUAUGUAACACGAUCGAGUGCCUGUCGCGUCUACAAGCGAGUUUGUAGUUAGAUAGCAGUCCAUUUGUUACUUUUACUUAUUUCUGAUUUCAAGCAAUCUUUAGAGACAAAUGGUUAGUAUAUGGAUAUUUUAAUGUACCAGGAACAAUCUUCUAAUGUUUUCAGAUGUUUUGCGGCAAAUGACAGCAACGAGGAAACUCUACGGCCUCAAAGGGAAUACUUCAACUAGAAAUACCGCUGAUACCGCUGACUAAUUUCGGAUCCACUGUGAAUGGAACAGCGUAGAUCACCAAUCCGUUAAUCUGGAUUUGGAUUUUUCGGAUUUCAAAUCCAAUGAAUCCUUUUUCAAAAAGGAUUCACCAGAUCAAAAAUCCGGAUUUGGAUUUGCCGAAAGGAACGCGAAAUCCGUUCUUAGAUCUAAAAUCCGUUUUCGGAUUCACCGAAAGGAACACACCCACUAUUUACAGACAAAACAUCAAGUCGACUGGGAGUCUGCGACAUGUAUUACAUAUUCAACAAACUACUAUCAACUACUCAUGUUAGAAAGUUGGUUUUACUAACUUAGAAGAAACGCCACUGAAUUGUGGUCAACAGUUACCGGCACCGUACGAACAACUUAUUGAUGGACUCAAGCAAAACUAAAUACGGGAGAACGACUGGACAACUGUGAAUUUGACUAACAAUUAACGACCGUUUAACUGUGACAAUGGUCGGAUCAAAACGCACCAAUGACAUUACAACUCUUCAUAGCCAAUGACAUCAUGGCUUAACUGACAGACGACCAAUAACGCCUUAACUUAAUUGACCAAUCAGAUCAAUAACCAGAGUUUAAUACCAUCAACUGACAUGAUCCAAAUCACUUUGACUCCGAAGAUGAGUACCGCACAGGUUGUUGAAACGUCAGUCACUAUCAAGAACAGUCCUAUUCAGGACUACGUUCACCGGACGAUCAUACUCAACCUACUCAUGAAAGAUGUAAAUAACCAGCUACCCCUUAAUUUGUUCUUCCUUUUAAGACUUUGUUCUUCCACAAUAGCAACAGAAAUACGUGUCACGUUCUGUCGAUCACGAAGGAAGAUCACUUCAAGACGCAAUCGGCCAUGCUGUUACUAACUGUCAUUCUCUUUUCUCAACGUGGCAAAAAAAAGAUUUUUAACUCUAAAACCCACGCUAUAGAUAGCUAGCCCUUGAAAAAAACUGUUUGGUCACUUUUUUGUCACCUAACUGAAAGAAAUUUUUUGCAGUUUGAAAAGCCUUGGGAAAAGUAGCAUUAGUAAAAUAUGAAAGUCAGGAAAAUCUUCACAGUAGAAUGAACAACCUAAGUGGUUGAAGAAGAGCUGAACAAAUUUGGGCUUGACCAGGAAUCAAACUCUGACCUUUGCGAUGAGCAGGAUACAACGAUGUAUCCAUUGAGCAAAUCAAGCCAUCUGGAGAGCAAGCCAUUGUGCGUUGUUAAUAUACCCAAUGGUGGAAUUGAAAUAAAUUAAAAUGAUUAUAGUUAUGAAAUGAAUCAUAUUUGAACGUCGGAUAGAGAUUAGAAAGUGAACAUGAUCUUCACGGUAGAAUGAACAACCUAAGCGGUUGAAGGACAACCUAAAAAAAAUCGGGCAUGACCAGGAAUUAAACCUUGACCUUUGUGAUGACUGGAUGCAGCACUCUAUCCAUUGAGCUCAUUAAGCCAACUGGAGAGCAAGCCAUUGUGUGAGUUCAUAAUAUACUAAUAUACUGUUAUUAUCUCGUAUCUAUUUUUGUGUUUCAGGCUUAACUUAACAAGAGUCUUAGCCUUUGGAAUGUGUUCUUCUGCUGUUAUGGUAAAUUACUGAUAAUUAUACACAGCAGAUUUUAUUUAUUAAUUUAUUUUAUUCUUUUUACUUUUAUUUUUUCUCUAUCUCCUCAUUCAAACCUUCCUUACUCAAAAUUCCUUAUGUAGGAUCUUUUAUUUGUUUACAUGUUGUACUGUAGGUAAAGUCUAUUCUUAGGUGAAACCAAUAGUCAACCUGCCUUUUAGGGUUAGCUUUCGGCUGGAAAAAAGGUUCUAACCCUGUUACCCAACAAUUAUUUAUUGUUUGAUGAUUCGUUUAACCUUAGAAUGGAUUUCACCAACACCUUAGAAUAAUACUUUUAUAUCAAAUGACCCAUCCCAUGUUGAAGGCAGAAAAAAUUAAAAAAUACUGAGAUCUUGCAACGUCGAUGUAACUGCGUUGUAUCAUUCAUACUUUAUCUGAAUGCUGUGUUCAACUUUUGUCAGGUAUUUAUGUUUGGAACUGUCAGCAAAUGGAUUGGAGUUUAUAACAUUUGGUAUUAUGGAGUGUUUAUGGCACUGAAUGGUAACUAAAUCCUCUCUUUAUUGUAUUGACUGUAAAAGUAACAUCAAUUUGAUUGUUCAGAUACAUCACUGAUUAUAGAAUAUGCUUUGAUUGUGUAAACAUUACUGUUCUCUUAGGGGAUUUUUCUGUGUGGGAGGUGUAUGUGUACUUUUAUUUUUUAAAUUUACAGCACAUUUAAGAUAAGAAUAAUCUGCAUUUUAUAUUAAUUUCAGGUUUGUUUCAAUCUACUGGUUGGCCUUGUGUAGUGGCAGUCAUGGGAAACUGGUUUGGGAAAUCAAGGUAUUCUACAACUAGUCAGAGAUUUAAUAACAUGAAAAAUUGAUAUUAUAAGUUUUACACACAGCUGUUAGGUACAUAAAGCCUUAACCUCCAUAACAGUUACGCCAGUCAACAGAGCAAGUAGAAACACCAGCACACGAUCCAAGAACAAAUACAAACAAACAAGAACAACGUCCAUGGAGCAAAGGUGUCUGGGUAAAGACAGAGCCUUCUUGUCUACAAUCGGCAACAAAAUUGUUGAGACAUUGUACUCAAAUAGUGUAACUACAGAGAACAAAAGAAUCCACACCCCUUCCCCCUACCCUUCAUUCAAAGUUGGGGUGUUUGUUGUUUUCUAUAGGUAGCAUCAACAGCGGCACAACAUUGCAUGGAGGGGAUGGGGAAGGAAAAGCUUUAUUUUCCCCUCUGGAAGUCAGUAAAGCGUCAGGAAGCCCAUUUAGGGCGAAGUGUUUCAACUAAUUUUGUCGCCGAUUGUAUGUGCGCACAGCUCACUAAGUGAUACAAUAAGUGAACAAAACAGAAUAAUGCCUAAGUUUGCAACUGUCUCUCUUCCUGUCUCUUAUAAGGCCAGGGUCUUGAUGGGGCAUACUGAUACAAUACAAAGUCCUUGAGGUAUCGUGGAGGGCGGCGAUCGGAUGUCGAUCGUGGGGCUGGACAAUCUGCGAGCCAUGGAAAAAAAAUAAAGUUUUGUGAAAUUGCAAAUACAUGAAAAAUGUUUUGUGCGUAGUUCCCUUUGGGGUUGUGAGGUUUUGCUGCUGGAAUAGUUGCAGAAUUAAGCAGUCUUGGUCGACUUUCAUUGAUUAGGGUUGACUAGGGUUAAGCACUCAUUUGACGGAUUAGGCUUAAGCGCCGUUUAGGGUUAAAUACUCAUUUACAACAGUUAGCUUUCAGUUAUUUUUUCGAUGCUACUGCUUUUUCGAUUUUUUGUAAUUUUUUUCGCAUGGGUCACUGGCUCGCCGUGUGUCCUAACUCGUCGACUGUUUUGGUUCGACGUCUUGGUCUGGCUGGUUGCAGGGAUUAAUUUCUUGUGUCCCCGCCCCAUGUGAGAAAUCUGAGAAGUAAAUAAUAUCCUCGUAGGUGACAGCAGAAGUACAAAUUAAUUCUAAAACAUAGUACUCUAUUUCAAUACUUGGGUUUUUUUGCAAACUAAUCAAAAUUCAAUCCCUAACUUGGAGUUAUCUACCAGUAGCUUGCUCGUGAUAAUGCAAGACUGUUCCGUUUUCGGAAAAACAAAUUGAAACUACCGUCGCAGAGCACUUCAAACAAUUAACCACAGACGAUCUGCCUUACUCGAGAAGGUCCACUUCAUUUUGCAAACUGCAGUCAAGGACUCAAAGAAAAAAGAAAAAGUUCCUCUAGUUGCUCUUCUGACCAUUUGGGAGUUAAACCAAAACGUCACAUAAAAAGUCACUUUUUGUUCUUUUAAAUUAACUUUAGUGCGAUCAUUUUAACGUGCUCACUCUGUCAAAUGUUGACAAACUUUCCUGGAUUUGAAUAUUUCCUAACCAUGAACCAUCUCCAAGUUCACAGAAGAGAGAGAAAAAAAAUUGUCAUUUUUAUUGUUAUAUUAAUUACUCUCUCCGUAAAACUUAUAGUCCUGCAAUAACGGCAAAAAAAUGGAGCAGAGUUCUUGUUUUGCUGAGGAAACUUAUUGUUUGUUUUUGAUAUUCUCAUUGCUGUCUUACCCAUGACUCCCUUCACUUACCACUUGAAAUGGAUAGCUUGCUCACAGGCUAUCACCAUUGUGACAUCCAGUAAACUUCCUUUCUUUCCUCUUAUUUCCUUUGUGUCUUCCCAUCAAACCUUACAGCUUGAAUCAUGUUUCUUGUGAGCUUUUUAGCAGACUCUAUGAGAGUGGCCACAAUUGUUUAACAAUGAUGCCUUCAAUUCACUUAUUCCACAUUUGCGCAGAUAAAUGUCUAUUCUUGUGUUUGGAAGGCUACGAAACCCCAGCGUGGUUCUAAAGAGAUAGGGGGAAUUUAGACGCUUCAGGCUGACAGGAAAACACAAAAGCUUGGUUUUCCAAUUGGUGUUUAAUACACUAAGGGUUCGUUUCUUUACUAAAAUCCGAGAUCGGAUCAAAAAUCCGGAUCAUUAGGAUUUUUUGUUAAGAACAGAAACGAUGAAUCCAAAAAAGGAUUGUUUUUCAUUCAUUUCCAUAGAAACGACCCACAAUAUCGACGGUAUCCUGGAGAGAGAAUAACACGGCUUCAGAUAAUGUUGCCAAUUUGCUGAUCUUUCCUUUUAUUCGGGACGGUUAGCUCAAGGAUACUGCUUUAGACGGGCCAAGUGAAGGUGUGUCUUGAAAUAAGAUAUCUGCUUGAAAAGUAAAACAUCGCAAGACGCGCCGGCGAAGUUGUGUUACAGUUUUGUCUCGAUUUGUCCCUGUGAACUAGUACAAUGCAGGUCCUGUUUGUAUUGGGAUUUUACCAUUCCUAUAAAAUCGAUCGUUCAAUCCAUGCCUCGAGUUCAAAAAUGGCCGUAAAGAUGAGCGGUGUUGUCAAACAGCUGCUGUAUGUGUUAAAAUUGUUUCGAGUUACCGCUGGCUGCAUUCACUCUUUUCGGAUCCGGAGAAAAGAAACGUUUCGGAUCAUGUAUCCAAAGUAUCCGGUUUUGGAUAUGAUCCGAAGAAUCCACCUCCGUUGUGGAUCGUUUGGAUCAAUAAUCCAUUUUUGGAUUUUAGUAAAGAAACGAAAUAUCCGUUUUCGGAUUAAAAAUCCGGAUUUGGAUUUUAGUAAAGAAACGCACCCUAAAUAUCAAAUUUUCAUGUCACAUGUUUUCCUUAUGUGACUUAUUAGAAGAUUAUUUGGUUAAAAUAUGUUUCUAGAGUGAGGGUGACUAUACCUGAGACAUGAAACAUUCAGACUCUCUGCUUGUCUAAAAAGCUCAGGUUAUCAUUGUUGAUAUUCUAUUUUUAGCCGAGGAAUUGUGUUUGGAUUGUGGAGUGCUAAUGCCUCUGUUGGAAAUAUUCUAGGAGCAUUGCAAGUAAGCUAUGUGUAGUAUGUUUUUCUAGUUAUUACCAUUUCCCUCUGCUGAAAAAUUUGUGCAUUCUUAGGUUUGCAAUAUUUUAGUAUCAUUCUCCCCUUAAUUCACAAAUUGUAAAGAAUAUUAAUGAAAGGAUAAAGCAGCUCCUUUAGAAUUCUUCCUCACAAAGUUUAACUUUAGUGUUAAGUACUUGGAGGACAGAUGGAAUACCAUGUUAAUCAAACCAAUCAGCCUCACGAGCUGCCCAAGAAAAAGUGAAAUAUUGUUCUGGACAACUGGGAAUCUGGAAAUUGCAAAAAUUAAUUGCCUGGCGAGAAACAGCAGCCUCUUCAGUCGUAAAUAAAGCCCCCCCUAAAAAUAAAUUAAGUGCCAUGAUUAUGGUAUGUUAGAAAAGAGACGUAGAAAUUUAGACUGCGUUUAGUACUUUGUGCAAGUACAGCGAGUACAUGUCUGCGGUACCCAGAAUUGGGCAGUGUGUCAUUUAGUGAUAGCCGUCUUUGAUUAUGUGGCUGCAGUUGCUUAGUAUGGGCAUAACUGAAUCAAAAUUGAGAUCAAAAUAUUGCCUCAAAAUGUUUUUGGAUAUGUGACUGAUAGCUUUUUAAUAAGAGAAGCUGCUUACAGCUUAUGUAAUAAUUGUUAUCAUAUUAAGUAAAUUUGUUUUUAUCUUGCCGAUCUCUCCUUUAGGUAGCUGCUGUUUUAGAUUAUGGGUAUGAGGUCAGUAAAGUGGACAAUCUCAUCUUUACUCCUACUAGUAGCUGCUUUAUUAAUGUUAACUGGUUUCCCCUUUUUGAUGGUAAGGGGGUGUUUUAAUUUGUACGAAAAGUAAGUUAAUGUUUGAUUCAACCCUUUCAUUCCUAACAUCAAAAUUCAAAUUCUCAUUAUUUCUUGAAACGUUUCCUCUAGAAGUAGUGGGGAGAAGAUGUUAAGGUCUCGGUAAAUGAAAAUUUUAGUACAUUGCUCGAUUUUGUUUUUUUUGGAUUUUUGGCAUGAGUGGGUCCUAAAUUUUAUUUUGGCAGAAAAAGAAAAUCAGAAAGUGCUUUUUAACCGUUCUAAAAUGAGCCUUUUCUGCGCUAACCAGCCAAGCGUGGACCUCGCGCUAAAUCUUUAGAGCUGAUUUUCUCUCACUCUAUUUUAGACGCAAAAAUCAAAAUUCUCCGACCUCCAGUCGGGACAGGUUUUAAGCUAUCGCUUUGAAACUUUCAGAUAUGAUGGAUAAUGAUAUAGACUCAAAAAGGGUGUGAGGAAUUUUCCGAUUUCCUUUUGUAACUCAUUUUAUGUCAGUUUCUUUGCGUAAAUCGCGCUCGAGAUUCGACUUUUUAGUUUGAAAUGCAAUAAUUCCGCUAAUACGAGACAUAUGCAAAUUUCCUCACACCCUUUUUUAGGUCUUUUAUCUGUCAAUCAGACGCAAUAAAAAGGAAGUGAAUAUUUAACAACGCGAAAGGGCUGGAGCUUCAGCAGUAAACUCGAUACCUCUGAGUUCGAGAGCAAAAAACUUAAGCGCCUUUUGAAAUUCGAUAAAAUAAAAUCUGUUAUAAGGUAAUUUAGUCUUGUAGCUUUAAUUUGAUAUAUAACUUGCCUUUGUAGCGAAAAUACUCGCGCGACUAGAAUUUUUUUCUGUGGGCACUUCGUUUUCCUUUACCGAGACCUUAAGGUAUCAAUAAGAUUCACCGUCUGUGAUCAUGUCCUUAAUCCCCAUGACCAACUAUGUUUUAUAAGGAUAAAUUUCAUGUUCAUCACUCUUGGCUGGGCUUCAAGGGUUAUGAGCCUACAGUAGCCCUAUGACAUUAAACCCACAAUAUCAGUAAAAGGUGUUGUAACCUCUCAUGAUCACCAUCCUGGUAUGGUUGGAAUUGCCAGUAAUAGUAUAAUUGUUGGUUCAGUGUCUCCAGCAGUCUUUUUCCAUUUUAUAAACCUUGUAAUCUGUGGUCAUUGAUUCGAUGAAGUGUCUGGAAACCAUGCACUUUCAUUAUCCACUUGACAAGAAUUUAAUUUUAUUCACCUUUCGAACAGCUGGGCCCUGAAAACUUUUCCCACUGUUAUGUAAGAAAAAAAGGAGCAAAAUGAAUGGGCCACAUGCUUAUAUUUACCCAGGCCACUGCUCCGGAUAUAACUUUUUAGCAGUCCCUCUAACCAUAAGGGAUAGCUGGUCUUGCUAUUAUACCAGCCGAGAUUCCGAGAGUUCUAGCCCAUUGCCCAUUUGUUUGUGAGCUACGUUUUAUGCCAAACAAUGAAAGAUCAGUAGUGUAUUUAAAUAGGCCUGUUCUGAUUUUCGGGUACUUACUGGCAAUUUUAUUGGGCAUGUGGAAAACCGGGAGACCGAACCCAGGAAAAAGAACAAGAAUAGGAUCAGGAACCAUAACUGGAAGAGGACAUAAUAUAUCUUAAUUCAAUCUUGAAAAGAAAAAAAAACAUAUUGUAGAAACUAAUUAUAAUUAUGUAUCAAUUACAUCCCCUGCUUUAAGGGGAUGUUAACUGAGACGAUUUGUUGCGACUAAUUUGUGGUAACAGUGUAGAUGUAGCAAUUCGAGAUAAUGUCGUAGCAUUGUUAUAACACUGUGUUGAACUGAAAAUCGUUGCAAAUCAACAUACAUAUGCAUGUUGUAAACCCCUCUCUCCUUCUCCUCAAUUAUGGGUACCAACCCCACCCCCGAGCCUUACGUAACAGUCGUUUCCGUUUUCUUUAAGCCAAGCUGGAGAAGCGGGGGAUACGUGCAAGGGCAGCAUAAAUAAGGGCAGUGAGGGGUAGGGAAGGGCGGGAAACGCCAGCCGCUAUUUAUCAGUGUAUAAGAGGCAACAAUUAAUUACGAUUAGACAAUUGUCUGUCAAUUAAGACCUGUGAAUAGGUUCCUCACAAAGUGAGGCUUUUUAAUUCCGUUAAAAUUUGCAUUACGUCUGGAACGUGCACAGAUCACCUUGAGAGGCAAAAACACUUAGUUGGCUAAAUUCUUUUUUAAUUCGUAUAAUAUACUCAGGUCUUCAAAAAUGAUGAUUUACAGCGCCAACUGGGCCCACAAAUAUAAACAUAGGUUGUAAUGGCCCUGUAAAUCAUCAUUUUUUGAUACGGUGAACCCUGUAUUAAGCGGACACCCUCGGGGAAUGCUGUGGUGUCCGCUUAAUACAGGGUGUCCGCCUAAUACAGGUUUCGAUAGAUAACGUCAUAUGACGUUUCAAAUGCCAUUCAAAUGAACAGUGGAAACGCUCAGAAUACUCCCCGAGAGACUAUGAUGAUAUACGUUUGCAUUAAUUUCUUUAUCAAAGUGGACCAAUUGAUUGUAGUACCAUAAACAUAGAUUGCAACUCAAAUUUGAAGAAUUCAGAUGAGUGAAACAAGCCCUAUACAAACAAAACGAAAUAGAAAACAAUACUGUACUGUGAAACUAAUCAAGUCACGUUUUUUAAUGUAAAAAUAAAAAAAAUUAUGGGUGGCAAUUCCAGGCAAUCUUUUGCAUUUCCGGUGUCUGGCAUGUUGGGUGGUGGAAUUUAAUUACAAUUGUCCGUUGAAUACAGAUUGGUAACAGUAGAAAUGACCAUGUCAGGUACUUUUUAGGUGUCCACGUCCGCUUAAUAGAGGUGUCCGCUUAAUAAAAGUUUCAUUUAAAGUAAAUAAGGGAAAUAAAUUUGGGGACUUCGGCUACUGUCCGCUUAAUAGAGGGUGUCCGCUUAAUACAGGUUUCACUGUAAUUAGAAAACAAAAGAGAAAAAGACAUUUUUUGGAGAUGCAAAAGUGUUACAAUAUUCUUUUAAUAUAUUGUUAAAACAGCUAUAAAUUUUUUUCAAACUUCACCAAAGCGGUAAAGACAACGGUCUAAACUAUACGGACAGUAGAGGAUUUUAACAGUCGAGAAUGAUUGUUGCUAGAUUUCGGAAAAACUCCCAAUUUGUAGAUUUCAUGUAACCGUUAUUCUGUUUCUCUGAAAGCGGCUUUGUCAACAAAACAUACUUUAGAUCUAUGUUCUUUCAAGCCAAAGUUAUGUCGCCAAUAAGGAGUAAACUGCAAACCUGACGGUAGCGUUUAAUGUCUACAGUUCUUGUGGCCUGUUUGACGGUCUGGUACCCUGCCUUAGGUGGGAAUGAGUUUGCCUGAGGUGCGGCACUGUAGUUGUGUAGCUUGCCACCCAGCAUGGCUGGUGGAGGGAAUGCGAAGCCUUCGAAGACUUCACGCACGGAAAUGCUGCACGCAACAGAAUCUUACAAGUCUGCAAUAAAGUUGCAUAUUUGGCUACUGGAUUCGAGGUUCUGCUUGCAAAGUCGGAAGAAAGAUUUUCAACCCCAGCAAUGUGGAACUAGCAGAAAACUCCCCUCCCUUGAGCUUCUCUUAGGCUUGGAGACAAGGCCUACUGUCCGUACGAACUUCGGUUGUAUGUGGAGACUGGAUGAUAUGUGGAGCAAAGUGGUUUAUUGCAGCAGCUAUAGCCAGGGCUUCAAUCUCGCAUGGUAGCAAGGUAACUUGAUGUUUGCGCAGUUGCAUUGAAGAACCCAGCCAAGAGUAAAGGUCGGUACACACUAGGCGACAAGUUGCAGCAACAUGUCGCGGCGACACGUUGCAGCGACAAAUCGCUUCGUGUGUACUGGAGAAUUUGUGUGAAAAUCUUUGUCGCUGCAACAGAAUUUGUCGCCGCAACAAGUCGCACAGAUUCAGUCUGAUUUGAUUUUUUGCGACUUGUUGCAGCGACAAAAUUCUGUUGCGGAGACAAAGAUUUUCACAAAAAUUCUCCAGUACACACGAAGCGAUUUGUCGCUGCGACGUGUCGCCUCACCUUGUUGCUGCAACUAGUCGCCCGACCUGUACACACGGAGUGAUCUGUCGCCGCGACGUGUUGCAGCAACUUGUCGCCUAGUGUGUACCGACCUUAAGGGGUCAUUCCCGUACGCGUAUAGUGUUGCUGCGAUGCCCUCUGUUCUUCACGAAGCCAUCAAAUCAAUCGCGAUCCACAAAGCAUGACUUGUUUGAGGAAUUUUGCUGCCCUCUAAGGCACAUUGGGCAGAGUUGAAAGCCAGGCCGGAGUAGUCCGUCAAACCACACGUGUCUUUCUCUUGAUUUAUUUCCGGCGUUGGCCUGGUUGAGAGGAUCCAACUCCUAAGUACCGAGGGAGGACGCAGCUGAGCACCUUGUAAGCUCCGACAAAGGAGCACAGGGCUUGAACAGUGAACUAGCCUGAAGGGUGCCAUUUGACCACACACAUCGCAACACGUGAAGGUUGCUACGGAGAAGAGAGAGAACGCGCCUAUAGUUGUGAAGAACAUCAGCAAGCAAUGAGGUGUUGAGGUAUUCACCUGCUCGGGUUUAGCAAACACACCAGUAGCAUCAAGCUCAUUGAAAUAGUCUUGCAGCUCCUUUAAAGGUGCUUCUGUUGUACUGUGGGCGUCUGCCUUUAAGGUGAGGAGGGAGUGUGGGACCAAUGUUCACGACAGCUUCAAUAAGGCCACUGGCACUAUUGUAUUUUGAAUGGCAGCGUUAAACACAUCGUCAAAUUCCAGGUAUAGGGCUCUGAACUUGUGUCUUUUUGGAACCAUGAAGGGAUUACCCGCUAAAAUAUCAACAUCGAGUUAGCGAACAACCAGGGCGUCUAGCUCGAAUGUUCGAUUUCCAUGGGUGAGAAUACAGUGCACCUCACCAAUCACUCUGAUGGGCAGGGGAGAUAGGAAACCCAUACAGCAGUGCGGCCGAGGCAGGAGCCAUAUUAGAUAUGGCACCAGUAUCGCGAGUGAGCUGCACAGGGUGCUCAUGUAAAAGGUGUUUGAGUACAGGAGAUGGGUUGAUGUUUACACGAAAGGUAUUAGGCUGACUCUAGUGUAUAGGAUGCUCGCGUGCGAAUGAAUGUCUGUGAUAUAAUAUACUCGAGACCUACUGAAUUUUCAUGUAUAUAUAGAGCGUGUGUAUUAAUUUAUUCUAUCAGUUUUAGUUUAGUAUGACAGUGUAACGGACGGGAAUAAACUGUGUUUUAUCCUCACCGCGGUCUGCUACAUUGGCGACGAGGAUUUCGAGGAUUUCAAGAGUUUCGUCAAAAAUUUCGCGAUGCCGGGGAACGGUGGAUCAGGCAAAACUGACGCGACAAGCGGUGAUAUUUGCGGUUCUGGAAUGACUUCGAUUAUUUAGAUGUCAGUGGAUUGGAACCAGUUACUCCUUAGGGAGAAACAAACAAUUCGACGGCAAAAGAUGUUUCGAACGACGCGCAAAAGCGAGCUCUACUGUUGCAUGUUCUUGGCAUGUACGUUUAAGAACUUUAUUUCACAUUAGCCGUUGAUGGUUAGGAUACGAGUUUUGAAACAACGCUUCAGGUGCUUCACGAUUAUUUUGUUCCCAGGGAAUGUUCGAAACUGUAGUGCUUACGUAUGGUAUGGCCGGUAUGGUAACUUUAUUUAUACACGGUAUUUACUUCAGGUUCAUUUACGUUCAAGUAUAGAAAACUAACUACCUAACUAAACUUAACUAGAAUCUAAGAUAAAAACUGAAGUAAUAAAGAUGAAAAGAAAACACCUGCUUUUCAAGGAGGCCGUGUGUAAAAAUAACGUAUCGCUAAUUUAAUUUUCCCUUAAAUACAUUAGGGGAUGACAAUUGCCGAACUUCCAGAGGCAAGCUGUUCCAUAACACGCUUCCGCUAUGAGAAAGACUCCUUUUAUAAAAUUCAGUGCGGGGUUGUGGAACAGCGAGCUUGUAUUCAUUCUAUCUAAGGUUAGAACUAGUUAAAUCGCAGCGACGAACAAAACGCGAAGUGAGAUACUCUGGAGCUGUGUUAGUUACAAUGCUAUGCAUCAUUAUUGCUUUACUAACUACGCGCUGAUGGACAAAUUUCUACCACUUUAAAUUCUGAAACAAUUCACUAGUACUGCAGUCAUAAUUAGAGAAAGUUAGAACUCGAGCGGCGCGAUUCUGCAAGUGCGGCAAUUUACAAGAUAGGUUCUUAGAACAGUUUCCCCAUACUACAUUACAGUAAUCAAAGUGUGGCUGUACCAGUGAAUUGUAUACGUUAAGUAGAAUCUGAAAAUGGAGAGUAUACCUAAUACGCCUAAUCGCACUUAUACCAGAAACCAUCUUCUUAGAGAUUUCAUUAAUAUGACACUCCCUAAAAAGAUUUCCAUCGAUGUGAACACCUAGGGAUUUUGAAGUCGUUUAACGGAAACAUGGUUUGUUUAAUCGGAAAGAUAGGUGGUUAAUUGGUGGGGGGAUUCCUUUCUCUCAUUUUAAUGUGAUCAGCAUGUUUGGUAACCUUGAUGUCUUAAUGUUUGUCUAGCGUUGACAGUCCAGUUAAUAAAAAUUCUGUCUUAGUGGUGUUUAGUGUAAGUUUGUUCGCUGCAAGCCAUAUACGAAUUCUAUCUAAAUCUAUGUUAACACAACACUCUAUUUCUUCAACAUUAUUACUCGCAUAAGUGAUACUAGUGUCGUCAGCAUACAUUCUUGGUUGUGAAUGCAUGAAACAAUUCUCACGCGUAAACGGAGCUGAACGGUUGAUUGAUGAAAAACCUAACCUAAAGCGGUGUAGUCUAUUUCCUUUUUCUCAGUAGAGAAGUGGUGAUUAAUUUCUUGCAACUGGCCAAAUUGCAGAGUUUCCUUUCCUUUUUUACCAUUUUUACCAUUUUUUUUUCGAAAGAUUGGCUAGCGCGACCCCCGACACUGUCAUUCCUGGCAUGUUGGAAGGCUUAGGCUAAGUUGGGGGAAACUUGCUACUUUGAUUUUCGUUCAGUUUAAACAAACACUCGAAACCUUUCUUGGGCGGUUAAGAUUUCUGGCGUUUUCUUUCAAGUUUUCUUUGUUUGUUGCUGUAAGUUUUCGAUUAUAAUGAUUGGUUAUUAUAUGACAGCUAACGUCCCGUCGGAUCGAAACGGUUUUGUGCCAUUCUGGAAAAAUGUCUCUGGUCAGCAGCAAGCGUUUCCUUUCCUUCCCUGCCAUCCGCUAAACCCUCCGUCUACCCUGUAACCUUGAAUUUUUGUCAUCCCUUCUUGACUGCUGUCUGCGACCUUGAAAAUUUUUAAGACGUUACAUUUCACUGGCAUUUCCAUCUCAGCGGCAUGUUUUAUUUACAUAAUGCUAGGUCAGAUCAGUUUUGUUUACUGUAAACAUGAGUUAAGACUUUCUCAAGUGCCCCAUUUGUCUCACCAGUACCUGUCCCUCUCAUUCUGUAUAACCUAUAGCAUAUAAUUUAUCACAUUUCCUUCUUUCUAAAUCCAACAGUCGGGGCAGCUCUAUUUAUUUACUUUUGAGGUCGGUAAAAAGUUUCAUGAAUUUUGUAACCUUCUUAAAACACUAAUUAAAAGAAUGAGCUCUCCAAUCAUAGUUUCUUAUAAUUGUCAUUAAUACCUGGUACUGUGCAUAUAUUUUCUUAUUGCAGUAUGCCAUGCUUGUACCUGCUGGGGUGUUAUUUGCAUUUGGUAUUCUGGUAUUCUUUUGUUUAAUUCCCUCGCCUGAUCAAAUUGGUAAGUCCAUUGUGUUUAAAGGGCUAGGCUCAUUUGUUGACUGCACACUAGAGCCUCCAAGUAUAAUGUAAGUGUACUUGGAACCUACUUUGAGUGUGAAGAGGUAGAAUGUACAACUUCAACUUCACUUAGUGAUCAUGGAAACUUUCGUAGUUCAAAGAAGCCGAAGUUGGCUCCCAAGUAUGGUCUGCGCCACACUUGAGAACACACUUGACCACACACACUGAAACUGAAAACUUUGUUCAGUGAAGACUACUAUUUAGACAGUUAUGUCCUGGCUACUUUUCAUCAAACAGCAAUAAUCUUUAAGUAAAAAAGAGAAUAAAGAACCCUACCUGAAAUGUGAACCCACAGCAAUUAUACGAGUCGGUAAAGAACAGCCAAGAACACCUUGGGAACUGAGGCCAAUGUAAUUUUGCGCGGGAAAUAUCAACCUUGUUUCCAGGCUACUUUCUCACUUUCUUAGAAGCCUGGGGACAAGGUAAUAUUGCAGAUGAUGUCAGGAUAUUUUCGGAGUUAUUCAAUUUACAGUCUGUAAACUGCGGUCAGCGUUUCUCAGUAUGCAGUCUGCCUGCAAAUGUCAUAUACCGUAUAAGGGAAGCUAUUAGGGACUUUAAGCAAGACUACGGAAGGGUCAAGUAUGGUGACUGGAAGUAUUUUUUCCCGCCACCAGUCAAUGCCUCAAGUCAGAGAUUUUAAGGAUACCCGGCUACGGUUGUGAAAACGUCGCUUAAAAAUGAAUUCCCGUUUUAUCAAGUUAAAGUCAUGCAGUAACCCCUAGUGGCAAAGCAAUUUUUUCAUGAAAAAGUGCGAUAUAUGGGCGAAAUUCAGGACUUGGUGAGAUUUUAUCCUUUAUCCUCUUUCCCGUCAACUGCAUUUUGUGUAUUUGGUUGUAUUUUUCACUUGGUGGAUGUCGUGCCUGACACCGGAUUCGGGGCUCAUAAUCAAAAAAUAAGCCUUCGCAAAUUUUUAGGGAUAACCGGAAAAAGGUUAAACAUAAUGCACAUAUCUUGCGAUUGGGUUUCGAAUAUACACUCUCGUUCAAAGCACGUAAAAUACUACAGAUACUUAACGUAUUUGACACUACCGCCCGCCACGAACUUCUACGUAUUCGGUAAGCGUACCCGCGUACUACGGCCAGUCACUAAGUUUAAUUAGCAUAUCAACAACUUUGCACGUUCUUUUUUCCCAUCGCUGUACGACCACGACGUGAAAAUGCCUAAUUUCACGUUUUAUUGAUGACAUAAACGAAGAGGAACAUUUUUCCUUUAUGAGUUCGCCUACCGAGACAAAGUAAGCGACUUGUAAUAAUCACGAAAAAGUUUUAAAAAAUGCCAAUUCACUUUUUAUUAAAAAGCGACGUUUUGACCGCUGUUGCCGUGUCAGUUGUCCCAAUCGUAAACGGUCGCUGCCAUUUUUUAAGUGUCUUCUUUAACUAAGAUAUCAAUAACAGGUGACUCAAGCCCAUAACCUUUGACGUAAAUUCAACUCGGGCUCCCACAUCGUUCUUUCUAAGACUAUUCGAAAACAUUUAUUUGCCUUAAUGUAAAUUAAUCCAGGGAAUAUUAUAACUUCGAUGUGACUCCAAGCUUGGUUAGUAAGGUGGCAUCGACAGUUAAAAAAAUGGUGACAACCGUUUACGAAAGGGAACUGAUAGGCGUCUCCGUCGUGGUGUCUUAAACGCGUGGCAGGAAAAAAUUAUUUUCGGUCAUCGUACUUGAAGUCCCUAAUUAUGUGACGGAAUUACACUGCCAACUGUUAAUGCGUUAAUGGGUGCGCUCUGUAGCGAAUUCAUGGUUUAAGAAAUUAUCUCAGAGGCUCGCAGUGUGACCUUCAAGUCUUAUGUUUUUUGGAAAGUUAUUACUUCGUUAAAAAGUAACUUAAUAAAUAUAUAUGUUGAUUUCCUAAAGUUGGGCCUGAGUUUGCAAGUAAUGGAGUGUAAAUGAGAACUCCCGCUUGUACUUCUCAUCCCAAAUAAUAUUUGAUGGUAUUUUACAGUCCGAGAAAACAAAGUGUAAAUUUUGAAUUUCUAAUUUUUUCAUAUAACCGUCUUGUUUGGGACACCAAUCAGACUCUCCAAAUCAUUUCAACAUUUCAAGGUUUCUUAGUUUUGGCAAGAGAGAAUGAGCUAGGUCAUUCUCUCUUGGUUAUAGGGUUCGGCAGGUGUGAUAUAAUGUUCAUGAUUUGAAGGAUAAUUGAUCUGAUAUCCAUUAGUUUUCUUACUAUAAACUAGAGUAAAAUAUUAGGGCAUUGAUUUGUAACAGAUUUCACGACUACUGUAGUUCAUUUUUAGUAAGAACCGUAAGAAUGUAUUAACGUCAGUUUAAUUGUUUAUAUUCGAACAGGAUUGCCAAUGCCUGAAGAAGAAAACCAGCCUUCACAAGCAAGCGACCAUGGUAGAAAAUUUGUGGUACUUUGUAGAGUCAACAAGACAUUUCUAAUUUUCCAUAUGACCAGGAGAAUUUAAGUAGCCUGCGGAGCUAGGGGAGGGAUGAAGGAAAGCGUAUACUUAGUGGAAGGCGAAGCUGCAAGAAGAAAUGGGGUAGAAACAAUGAGAAACAGUUUUUAUUGUUCUUGCAGCUUUGCAGCUCAUUUGUGUGCCCUUGGCAAGUGCCUUAAUGCCAUUCAGUUAAUGUUCACUAGACAAAAAUGCCACACAGGUUAGUUUUUUGGUGAUGUCUAUUGGGAUUUGCUAGCCAUUGGUGACAAUAUGGAAAUUUACCAAGGGUUAGAUAAGAAGUUAGUGACUGGUGAUGUGCAGAUGUCUGUUUGAGCACACAAGGCCUACGUUUGUCUUGAUUUCACCUCAAUGCGUGCAAUUUUUGUAUGUACUAGAAAUACGUUUUCGCAAAAAUCUCGCGAAGCUAAUAGGAGGGGUUAGCAGUAUACAAUUAACGGAAACAAGCCAAAGGGUAAGACUACGAUGAAAAAAAAAAAAUCAGCAAUUUGCCCCGCCGGGAUUUGAACCUGCACCCCGACUUCCUCCAUCGCCAAAUGGGCGGCCUUAUGGCACUGGACCAUGCGACUACUGCAGGGAUUACCACAGUAAAUUAAUAGUGUAGAAGUAUUUUUCUCUGCCAUUCACACCGUUUGAACCUUGUGGAGCUGUAUUUAUCUUGAAUUCAAAGAUACAUUUGAGGAAAAAUAGCUUAAACGAGUAUUUCAGAGCCAUUUCGCAUUCUUUCCGUGUAUAUUCACUUUCGGGCUUUACAACAGCCGUUCUUUCGGUGUCAAAUCUUUCACGGAAAGGAAUUCCAGCCACUUGUCGAGUCGGGCACUGUUGUGUUUGCAGCCCGCUGUUAUUUGCCUCAGAAAGACUGCGCGAUUCGCCAGGUAAUUUAGCCUGCGUGGCAAGCGCUUGAAAAUAGUGGGCGCAAGAAAGAACGGAUCCAAGCACCUGCUACGCAGUUACAGGUGAUUCGCAAAAGUACAAUAAACAGAGGAUGAAUAAAAUUAGCCAUAGUCGGUGGCUAACAAGUUGUGUUGCCUAGAAACCCGAAAUGCACGAUGACAUCAUAGAGCUUGUUUAUGGUUUGUUGCUAGGCAACUGCGGAUACCAAACCGAUAGAAAGAAAGAUUUAUGACCAAAGCGAAAUCGCACUCAACUUGCGAUCCUCGCGCGACAAAAUUAGGUUCACUUUCCAGUAUGGUUUGCGUCCUUCCAUUACGUUCACAAACUGGCCAAAAAUCAAGCUUACUUAUGUUGCAAUCUAACGUUAAGCCUUGACACGUACUUCAAAAAUGUAAAGUAUUGAAGUACGUGGUUUAGGUGUACGUGUUCAAGGUCUGUAACACAAACUAGUAUUUAACUGUAAAUUAUUCCUCAGUUUCAGUGUUGACUGACCACUCAGUAAUUGAGCAGGAGGCUUUUACUAACAUGGCUUCACAAGGCAAUACUUCAGUGAGUAUUUAACACAGUAAAAAUGACACAUAAAUUUGUAAUUUAUUCUCACUUCAUAUCUUUGUCGCAUCAUGGUAAACUAAGUUAUGGGAGGAAACCGUUACUGCCUUGGAAAAGAUGUGCAGCGUGGCUUGAUUAUGUGGCCACCGCCACAAGGGGAGGUUGGUGGGGCGAAAAGCGCUUCCUGCCAUCAAUCCCGUCAAACUGCGAGAUUUCGCGCCACGCUGCCCAAAUUUAUGAUCGUAAUCGACGCCGAUUGCCGAGAACUCUGGGAUUGGUAGAACACAGCCAUGUUUCGAGAGGAAUCCGUUCUCGUAGAACGAAGGCAUGUUUGCAAGACGCGCUCAUUAUAUAUGCAGUUGGAAAAGUGACCUAGAAUAAGAUUGUUUGUUUGUUAAAUAGGUGUCUUUAAUUGCCAAUAAAAAAAAUACAAUGAAAUGAAAGUAACGCCAACAGGUUUACAAACAAUAACUGUUUUGAGAAUAAUAUUUAGCAAUUAUUUAAUGAGGCUGAGUAGGAUAUGAAGAAUUCUGCAGAUCGAGGAGGGUGUUAUCCACCGAGGCCGAAGGCGGAGGUGGAUAACACCCUCCGAGAUCUGCAGAAUUCUUCAUAUCCUGCGAUAGCCGAAUUCAAUAAUUGCUUUAUUAUUCAUUCAAAAUAAUUCCAACUUUAAAAACAAGCUAAAAAUGCUUACCUCGGUCGAUGUUAAGUUCACAUCGAUAGUGCAUCUUUUUCGGGAAAUUUAGCAGAUAAAGGUCUGCUCAGGUCUGCAAAUAUACUCCAAAUAGCGGAUGUUGUCCGUCGAGUUGACUUCUCGCUGUUUUUGCUAUGUUUUUAGACGAUAUUUUGUCGUGAAACGAGUACAAUGUCCGCCAGACAGUUCCGCCAUUUUGUUCAAACAACCAAAACAACUCAACCUCGUCCCCAGGUUUCCUCGGUCAACGGUUCAAUAUGACGGUUGAAUAUGACAGUUCAGCCGCUGGUUAUGGUGAAUUAUGCGUGUGGUUUUACCCAAGUAGAAACGGGGAAUUAUUUUGAAUAAAUAGUAAUGAUUUUUAAUAAUACUUUUAACAUGGUUCGUUGUUGUUAGAGGUUGAAAAACACCGUUUUUCUCAGCUAGUGUGAAACUGAUGUAAUGUUCAAAACACGAACAGCAGUGCUUUUUGACCAGCGAUAAAGCACGUGCUGUGAGUGCUUUUACGUUCAGUGUACGUUACGCUGGGCGAAUUCAAUGCUGGCCACGCUAUGGUUGGUUUUGGCUACGAUGUAAAGUCAUUUCCUGGCAGGAACGAUUGCUUUAAAAGAUCACGUUAUGUCGCAACCGACAAUGGCACCGCUUCUUUGAAUUAAUAAAGUUUGUAAAGCUGACCUAGUAGAGCCUGUUCGCUUCGAGUCUCAUGUUGCUGGCUGGAGACGUAUGUCCACAACCUGCCUUGCAGUUGGAUUUCUUAACACUGCAAAAGUGUCUAUUAAGGCCAACGGAUUUGUAAAUGGGCAUCUUUCGGGGGAAAUUGGACCAACUGAAGCACAUUACAAACAAUGCACAAACUUUUGACAUCUUGACUCUCGCAGAAACCUGGCUGAACGAGAAUAUUCAUGAUCAAGAGGUACAUAUCCCUGGCUUUCGGUCUUUUUGACGGAUCAAAUGGGAAGAAUCCGCGGUCGUGUUACCUUUUUCUACCGGGAAGGUUUGAUAUGUACCAUACAUGUAGGUGAUGACCUAAACUAUGGAAAUGAAUCCCUCUCGUUACAAGUAAACCGUCUGAGAUGUAGACCACGUAUUAUUGGGUGCGUCUACAGACCUCCCAAUCAAUGUAUGGAUGAAUUCCUGGGUAAUAUGAAUUAUUCACUUUCACCAAUUCACCCGAAUGACGCCAAAGUGUUCCCGGCGAUUUUAAUGUUGAUUUCUCAUCUACCACCAGAAAUGCAAACUUUUCACUAAAACGUAAUUUCUGGAGACGUGCUGAACUUGACGAUCUCACUCAAAAAAUUCACUGACACGUAUCACUGAACAUACAUGUUAUUUACAAAUGCAACGCAAAAGGUGACUGAAAUUGGAGGCAUUGAUCCCGGUCUCAGUGGUCAUUCACUUAUUUACUGCGUGCUGAAAUCUGGAGUUCCUCGAGUCCCCCCUAAGACAGUUUGACAACAAACAAUCGUUCAUUACGGACAUUCAUGGCUUGUUGACAUUUGGAACAAGCUGUUUCUGCACGUUGCUAGUUCUCAUGUGCCUAUUAAGUCUCGAAAGGUUAGAGGAUCCCCGCAUUUCAAGAGAAAAAUGCAAAAAGUAACAAACGUGGCCAUCACUGGCUGUGAUGCACACCGAUGGGAAGGUACACAUGAGAUUAUCACUCGGCUCAAAUUUCCAGUUCUUGCCUCAAUUUAAAAUACUGUCUGGCUCCUUUACCGCUCCUCACAAGCAAAAUACAUCGUUGAUACUUGAGAAUUCACAAUUUUUGUGUUACCGCAUCAAACUACAAACUAGAACGCGAAACUUCAACGCGAAGCUGCCCGACUUUUCGACUGCAGGUUAUGUUUUCAUUAUACAUAUUUAUAGUGACAAACCUAACAGUAAAAUGAAAGCUAACCAUUUCGAGUCAGUGCCUAGCCCUAAUCACUAUGUUUAGUGCUUAACCCCAAUCACUAUAACGUUUUUCGCGAAGUUUUAAAGUGUCAUAACCUAAGAGCAUAGAAAUUAAGAGAUUACGUAUUCAACGUUAAAAGACCUAUUUCAAAAUAAACGUCAUAUCUAAGGCAGGGGCAGAUGUAUUGGGGACUAUUGCUAGUUAGUUUUGCGAUAGUGGUCUGCAAAUUUCCCAUUUUGACAGCUGUCAGUUGACCUUGAUUUGACUUGCGAAUAUAACUUAAAACUACUGACAGCCGAAUGGCAGCCUGCCUGGUAGGUAGGUAGGUACGUGGGUAGCAACUUUAUUUCAUGGGGGUAACACAUGACAGUAAACACUUAUGAACUAGUGGCCCUCAAUCGUAAUGAAAAUAUUUAGAACUAAUAAAAGUAGACACGACGAAUUAAAAUUUAAAAAUACCACCAGAUACAAUCCUAAAUUACGAUAUUAAAAGCUACUAAGAUAAACACAGCGAAUUUAAAAAUACUACAUGAUAAGAAGAAGUGAUCUGUACAUUAGAAUUUAAAAAUAUGAAAACAUAUAUACAUAUAAUAACUAGGCUAAAAAAUAUUUUUUAAGAGCAUUCUGUUGAUUGCCUGCGUGCAGACGUCUCCUAUUUCCAAAGGAAAUAGGAGACGUCUGCACGCAGGCAAUCUGUUGAAAGCGUAGUUUCAUUUUUGAGCUAUUUCAUAUGUCAGUGGUUUGAACGUAUGUAUCUUUGCAGCUUUGUGUCUUUGUGGUUUUGUGUGUUCGGAUUUCUGUUGCAGGAGCCAAUAAGGUUGAAGGUAGUAUGAGUUGAUGCUUAGGAACCAAUGAGAUUUUGGCAUCUAACAUUACAUUCUCUCGGCUUAAGGUCAAACAAGGGCAAUUUGAGACCGCCACGUUGAUUCUUCACAAUUUUUUCGUCUUUUAUUACGGCUAAAGGUGUUUAGAAGCAUAAUAUUGAAAUAUCUUUAUGAUUUAAACGCUGAAUACAGCGAUGGAGCUGUUUAAGGGUCCAUAUUUUAGUGUGGGUGCUGCUUCAAGACAUUUCUGACCUAAUUCGCCUAACGCGAACGGUACAACGCACGUAUUUCAUAAUGUAUGAGUUUAGUUUCACCUGCUUCAAGGUAGAGUGUAAAAGAUCAUAUAUUUUUCAAAGUUCCUCCAAUGAAAGAAUAAUUGAAAUUUAGAUAUGUAUGUGUAAUCAAAUCGUGACGAGUGAAAUUCACGAGUAUAGCAUUUGAUUACCUAUUAAUAUCAUGGGUGACGAAUUACGUUAGCUAUCUUGGAUUUUUGACAUGUUUAUCCUUGAUCGUAUCGAUCGAGAACUCCUGCGCUCUCUCGAACGUUUAGAGCUUAAAUUUGGCUUAAGUUCAGCGUUUUUCGACAAAAUACCUGUUAGAAUCCUUCUUGUAAUUUCAAAUUACAAAUUAACGCUGAAAUUUCGCGCCAAAAUUAAGGAGUAAUUCGUCACCUAUGAUAUUAGGACUUAAAUUCUGGAGUAUGCGACCUAUAAAUUGUGGUUUUAGAAGUUUGAAAGGCAAGGCGAGUGUUGUUAACCCUGUAAACAAGCUUUUUUCUCUCGGUUACAAAGUUCAACAGACCUUUUUUGUACCAGGAAAAAAAACGUGAAUUAGGUGAACAACGUGAAACAAGCUUGCUGCUUAAGAGUCAUUAUAGUUAUUGAAACGUCUUUUACUUUAGUAAAGAUGCGUAACUUUAGUAGAAACAGUAGCGUUACGGAAUAAAACUGGAAGAAGCUAGUUGACACUGGACUGCGAGCAGUCUCUUAUUUUUCUUUGCAAAGUUACUGCACGAGAAACCCAAGCACGCGAGCGGGGAAGCCGCGAGCCGCGAUAAACGAGGUCGUAAGCCCGAGAAGAAAAAAUAAGAGACUGCUGACUCUUUUGUUCUGUCUGGGGACAACGACGCUGUCAGGGUAAUUUAAUUACUCAAUUAAACCCGAUUAACUUGAAACGAUUUAUAAAUAGAACAUAAACAACUGAAAAAUUUUACUUUUUUUAAAUCCGGUAAGAUUGCCUUGAAUUCCUUUUCCUUGAGGAAAUUUACAGCAGUUUCCUUCUGUGAGAUAUUCUUUAACGUUUUAGUUAGUUGUGACGCGUGACUGUUUUUAUCGUUUACGUCUCCACCACAGACCAGUCAAUGAUCUGUCAACAGCUGUAAAACUGACCAAUGGGUUACUCCGUUUCUGAGCUGACGGAGAGUUUGUUUGCCACAAAAGAGUCCGCAGUCCGUCUUUUCUCGUCUGGUCCUAAUCCCUUGUUCUAACAUAACGUCGUGGUUUGCAAUUGCGCUGGCUGAGAUAAGAACUAGACGGAUUUUAAGAGUCUAAGUUGACACAAUAAUUAUAUAUUGUUUUAUUGAGUGGAGUAACAUAAUAUGAGUAGAAAUGUAUUUCGGCAGUUUGAUAAUUUUCUUGGAAGUUAAUAAAUGUUAGGCUAUCAACCAUGACGUUGCAUGAAGCAUAAUUUAAUUGCAGAUGUUGUAAUGAAGCCUAGGUUUUUUUUACGUACGAAUUGUAAAAGGGCCAAAUUCCAACAUCUUCACGUGCAAAUUGUGUGCAUGAGUUAUCUUUUCUGUUUACUCGAUUACUGUGUGAUAACUCGAAUUCCCUCACGUACGAACCACGAAAGGGGCAAAGUCCAACACUUUCGCGUGCAAACUGUGUGAUUCUACAUAUCCUUCUGGCUUUUCACAGUAAUGAUAGUAACUUUAACGUAUGAAGAUUCUUUAGUUUUGUAACCAGUGCUGAAGCAAAGGCUCUUUUCUUUUAAGAAGCAAUAACUUAAAACACUUUUAGAAUUAAGUCGUCAGAGUUAAAGACUGUUUCAUUAAAUUGGAAUCGCACGUGACAACCUCGUGAAUAAUGAUGAUGCAACCAUCUACAACAAUGAUGAAAAUCGUGACAUUUCUUAGCUAUUCGGUAUUCAACGACCUUUAUUAUUUUAAGAAACCAUCAGGAAACCCGAAACCUUUGAGUCUUCCCUCUAUUAAAGCAACGUUUUGGAAGUUGAUAUUCAUAGUACUUUAGCAAUUUGUUUAUUUUACACCAGAUGUCUGAAGGAAAGACAGAGAAGUGAAUCUAUAUUAUGAGGAUCGAACCAGCUAUGCGUAGCGGUCCUCAUUUUCAUUAAUGUGCAGCUAUACCCAAUUUCGCACAAAAGAUAACCUUAAUCUAGGUAUAAAAGAGUAGAUUGCCGAUACUGUUACACUGAAGCAUGCAAAAUAGCUCAUGCACGUAAAACGUGCCUCUGUUUAUGUUGGGAAGCGUGACAUAUUACGUAGGCUAACAUGUAGGGGCAAAACAACCGGUCUUUCAUCUGAGCCCGCGUGAUGGACAUGUGAUAUUUGUCAGCGGAUGCCUGAUUUUGACAGCUGUCAAUUCAUCUUCAUACGGAUUGCUUAAUAUAACUGACAGGCUGGUGUCAAUUUAUGCAAGAUCUACUGUAAUAUAUGACAUCGGCUUACAUGUAGUGGGUGUACGAGCGGCCAGGCGUACGCAACGUCAUCAAAUUUUCCUGCAUCCAUAGGUUUCCAAUUUCUCUUAUCAAUGGGACCCCUCCGCGCGCUAUAAAUCAAUUAAAAACCUUUUUGCUUCGGCGGAGCGCGAAGUAAAAGAUUCGCGACGCUCAGGAAUGUAUCAAAGUUGCAAUUUUUUGACAAGAUUGGGCAAGCAAAGUCUGUAGGUUUUCGGUUCUAUUCGGCUAUUUGACGAAGUGAGAGCCGAAUUAGUUCCAGAUAUCUCGAGAUCACUUCGAUUUCUUUGAUAUAUUCUUUAACUUUUUCGAGGAAGAAAGAAUUAUUAUUUUGGCUUUCCCGGGAUUUCAACUACUUCACGAAGUGAGACCAAACUACUUCGUGAUAUCUUGAGAUCACUUCGAGUUUAGUCUUUAAUUACUCGAGGAAUAAAUAGAGGAUAUUUCGUGGCCGCCGAGAGACACGAAAUUUCUCUUCGAGUGUUGAAAAACAUUUCACGAGUGAGCCCUCCUUUCGAACUGCUUUGUGAUGAAUUCAAAGUUACAAAAUGCUGCACAAAGACAUUUUGUCUUUGUUGAGUGUUACGUAGUAAAAUUGCUUUCAUGCGUGCUUGACUUUCUCGAACGUUCUCUACUUUUUGGGAUUAUUCAUGAAUAAUUAAUUAGGGCAUGUUUACAUUUCAGCGUGAGUCAGCAGAUUUGCAUCAGUUACUGAAAUCAUAAAAUAAGUCGAAAAGCUACUACUAUUCGCCCGUUUAGUAUUUUCUAGAACCUUAUGUCAAACGGUAUACAAGUUCCAAGCGAGGUCUUUUGACGAACUAAGUUUUUUUUCCCACGAGCUGGACUGCUGUGUUUAGUCAAGUGUGACAAAGGCCGAUUUUCAAGUUCUGUGUUUACAAGUUGACGGAAGCCGUAAGAUAUCUGAAGUUCAAGUGAGAGUUUGUUAUUUUUGGUAGAGGCUGUUUAGUUGUACUUAAGUUCAAGUCAAGUUUGUGUUGGCGGAUGCUGUGUUUUUAAGCUCUGAAAAGGCUAUGUUCCUUUGGUAUUAAACUUCCUUGUGUUAAUCCGACAUUCCUGCGUGCUGAUAGUCAGUGAAUAAUUCACAGGCAGCCCAAACUCACGUUACGAGGGAAGGGAGUAAUGUAAUUUACAUACCAUAGGUGACGCGCCGGUGUCGCGUUACAGGCGACCGUUGAAAAUAUAAGAGACUUUGUAUGAGAAAUAUGUUACUGAGAUCUGCGAACGCUAAAUACCGCUAAACCUUACUUUUUCUUAAAUGAAAUGAGUAAAAAAGACUUACCUGCAAUGUUACCUGUUGUCACCGUUGUCACUGUUGUCGCUGUUGUCACCGUUGCCACUGUUGUCACCGUUGUCACUGUUGUUGCUGUUGUCACCGUUGUCACCAUUGACGCUGUUGUCACUGUUGUCACUGUUGUUGCUGUUGUCACUCUUGUCACCGUUGUCGCUGUUGUCACCGUUGUCACUGUUCUCACCGUUGUCGCUGUUGUCAGUGUUGUCACUGUUGUCCCUGUUGUCACCGUUUUCACUGUUGUAACCGUUGUCACCGUUGUCACUGUUGUCACCGUUGUUGCUGUUGUCACCGUUGUCACGGUUGUCGCCAUUGUCACUGUUGUCACCGUUGUCGCCAUUGUCACUAUUGUCACCGUUGUCACUGUUGUUGCUGUUGUCACUGUUGUCACUGUUGUCUCCAUUGUCACCGUUGUCACUGUUAUCGCUGUUGUCACUGUUCACUGUCGUUGCCGUUGUCCCCGUUGUCACUGUUGUCGCUUUUGUCACCAUUGUCGCUGUUGUCACUGUUGUCACCGUUGUCGCUGUUGUCACUGUUGUCUCCAUUGUCACCGUUGUCACUGUUAUCGCUGUUGUCACUGUUCACUGUCGUUGCCGUUGUCCCCGUUGUCACUGUUGUCGCUUUUGUCACCGUUGUCGCUGUUGUCACUGUUGUCACCCUUCUCGCUGUUGUCACUGUUGUCACCGUUGUCACUAUUGUCGCUGUUGUCACUGUUGUCACCGUUGUCACUGUUGUCGCUGUUGUUGCUGUUGUCACUGUUGUUGCUGUUGUCACCGUUGUCACCAUUGUCGCUGUUGUCACUGUUGUCACUGUUGUUGCUGUUGUCACUCUUGUCACCGUUGUCGCUGUUGUCACUGUUGUCACCGUUGUCACUGUUCUCACCGUUGUCGCUGUUGUCAGUGUUGUCACUGUUGUCCCUGUUGUCACCGUUUUCACUGUUGUAACCGUUGUCACCGUUGUCACUGUUGUCACCGUUGUUGCUGUUGUCACCGUUGUCACGGUUGUCGCCAUUGUCACUGUUGUCACGGUUGUCGCCAUUGUCACUAUUGUCACCGUUGUCACUGUUGUUGCUGUUGUCACUGUUGGCACUGUUGUCUCCAUUGUCACCGUUGUCACUGUUAUCGCUGUUGUCACUGUUCACUGUCGUUGCCGUUGUCCCCAUUGUCACUGUUGUCGCUUUUGUCACCGUUGUCGCUGUUGUCACUGUUGUCACCGUUGUCGCUGUUGUCACUGUUGUCACCGUUGUCGCUGUUGUCACCGUUGUCGCUGUUGUCACCGUUGUCGCUGUUGUCACUGUUGUCACCGUUGUCACUGUUGUUGCUGUUGUCACCUUUGUCGCUGGUGUCACUGUUGUCACCGUUGUCCCUGUUGUCGCUGUUGUCAGUGUUAUCCUCGUUGUCGCUGUGGUCACUGUUGUCACCGUUGUCACCGUUGUCGCUGUUGUCACUGUUGUCACCGUUGUCACCCUUCUCGCUGUUGUCACUGUUGUCACCGUUGUCACUAUUGUCGCUGUUGUCACUGUUGUCGCUGUUGUCACUGUUGUCACUAUUGUCACUGUUGUCACCGUUGUCGCUGUUGUCACUGUUGUCAUCGUUGUCACUGUUGUCGCUGUUGUUGCUGUUGUCACUGUUGUUGCUGUUGUCACCGUUGUCACCAUUGUCGCUGUUGUCACCGUAGUCACUGUUGUUGCUGUUGUCACUCUUGUCACCGUUGUCGCUGUUGUCACUGUUGUAACCGUUGUCACUGUUCUCACUGUUGUCGCUGUUGUCAGUGUUGUCACUGUUGUCCCUGUUGUCACCGUUUUCACUGUUGUAACCGUUGUCACCGUUGUCACUGUUGUCACCGUUGUCACCGUUGUUGCUGUUGUCACUGUUGUCACCGUUGUCACGGUUGUCGCCAUUGUCACUGUUGUCACCGUUGUCGCCAUUGUCACUAUUGUCACCGUUGUCACUGUCGUUGCUGUUGUCACUGUUGUCACUGUUGUCUCCAUUGUCACCGUUGUCACUGUUAUCGCUGUUGUCACUGUUCACUGUCGUUGCCGUUGUCCCCGUUGUCACUGUUGUCGCUGUUGUGACUGUUGUCACCGUUGUCGCUGUUGUCACCAUUGUCGCUGUUUUCACCGUUGUCACCGUUGUCGCUGUUGUCACCGUUCUCACUGUUGUCACCGUUGUCACCGUUGUCACUGUUGUUGCUGUUGUCACUGUUGUCGCUGUUGUCACCGUUUUCACUGUUUUCACUGUUGUUGCUGUUGUCACCGUUCUCACCGUUGUCCGUUGUCACCGUUGUCGCUGUUGUCACCGUUCUCCCUGUUGUACCGUUGUCACUGUUGCCGCUGUUGUCUUUGUUGUCACUGUUGUCGCUGUUGUCACCGUUUUCACUGUUGUCACCAUUGUCACCGUUGUCACUGUUUUCGCUGUUGUCACUGUUGUCGCUGCUGUCACUGUUGUCAGUGUUGUCGCUGUUGUCACUGUUGUCGCUGUUGUCACCGUUGUGACCGUUGUUGCUGUUGUCACUGUUUUCACUGUUGUAACCGUUGACACUGUUGUCGCUGUUGUCACCGUUGUCGCUGUUGUCACUGUUGUCACCGUUGUCGUUGUUGUCACUGUUGUCACCGUAUCAUGGUUGUUGCCGUUGUCAAUGUUCUCGCCGUUGUCACCGUCGUCACCGUUGGCACUGUUGUCGCUGUUGUCGUCGUUGUCGCCGUUGUCACUGUUGUCACCGUUGUCACUAUUAUCACUGUUGUCACCGUUGUCGCUGUUGUCACCGUUGUCGCUGUUGUAACCGUUGUCACCGUUUUCACUGUUGUCGCUGUUGUCACCGUUGUCACCGUUGUCACUGUUGUCGCUGUUGUCACCAUUUUCACCGUUGUCGCUGUUGUCACUGUUGUCACUGUUGUUAUUGUUACUUCGGCGGAGUGCGAAGUAAAGGAUUCGCGACGCUCAGGAAUGUAUCAAAGUUGCAAUUUUUUGACAAUAUUGGGCAAACAAAGUCUGUAGGUUUUCGGUUCUAUUCGGCUAUUUGACGAAGUGAGAGCCGAAUUAGUUCCAGAUAUCUCGAGAUCACUUCGAUUUCUGUGAUAUAUUCUUUAACUUUUUCGAGGAAGAAAGAAUUAUUAUUUUGGGUUUCCCGGGGUUUGAAACGACUCGCCUGUGUGACCUGUCAGAUCAGAGGAGACUCUAAGUUGAGGGAUUAGCCGAUUGGGUUCUUGCGACCUAAGGUUUUUUUGGGAUAUGAAAAAUAGUUAUGAAAUGAUGCACUAGUUUCGGGACAAGAUUGAGCGUGCAAGUUCGUGACUUUUCGGCUUGUUUCAAUUAUUUCACGAAAUGAGACCGGACUACUUUGAUUGUCGUUUAUCAAACACCAAAAUGCAGUGGAAUACAUUGCAGGUAAGUCUUUUUUAUUCAUUUCAUUUAAGAAAAAGUAAGGUUUAGCGUUAUUUAGCAUUCGCAGAUCUCAGUAAUAUAUUUCUCAUACAGUCUCUUAUAUUUUCAAUGGUCGCCUGUAACGCGACACCGGCGCGUCACCUAUGGUAUGUAAAUUACAUUGCACCCUUCCUUCGUAACGUGAGUUUGGGCUGCCUGUGAAUAAUUAUCCUCAAAACAUUCGAACUCGUAACAGCCAAUUCCAUGCUCAAAGAAAUUGACUCCUUACCCAUGCCUCACAUAUCUUUAAUCAGUACAUGAGACUGCUAUGCUGUUUUUGAAGCCUGAUGUGACUAAGAAAAAUAGAGAGUUCUUUUUUCACUGUUUGUUUUGUUAGACUUGUUAUUCACGGCCAGUAACCUCAUAUUUGACUUAGGUCUAAACGUUUAGACCCAAGUCAAAUUUAGAAGGAUUUGUAUGGAGUCAUCUGAGCAUAACUGGGCUAACAUCUCAGAGACAAUUUGUCCCGAAAGGCUACUUUUUGGCAAGUAGGCCUCUUGGAUGUUGCUCUUUUCGGAAUAUCCUGACAAAUCCCAUAAUUUCACAAAUUAACACCUUAGUCUUACCAUAUCUCAUUUCUUACUAUUCCACCGCAUUUACAAUUAAUCAGUUCCACAACCACGACGCCGAAGUGUACGCUCCGUAGCGUCUUGUUUCGCAUGCUUUUCAAUAUAGUUUUAUUCAUAAUUUUCAUGACUAUAAUACCCGAUGUAGGAACAAUUUUAGGAAAGACGUAGUCAAAAGAAGGUGGGGCCUUUGGACCAGUAUUAACUUAGUUGCAAAUGAGUGGAAUUCCCUUGAUCUGUCACUUAGGGGAGCCGCUUAUUUACCCAGUUUUAAACGAAAUGUUUUCAAAGUGACUUUUGAAUUGCCUAUUUAUUAUUAGAUGUUUUGUAUCUCCUUCAUUACAUUUUUGUGUGCUAUUAAAUAUAUUUAUUGUUCAUUCAAAAUAUUUCCCCAAUUCUGAUUGGCUAAAAGCACACGCAUGAUUCACCAUAGCCAGUUACUGAUGACCAAAUUUGGAAGAAUUUUGUGUUUAACGAGGAAAUGACGUCCAAAAUGCAGCCUUCUACAGGUUAAUGCACCGUUAACCGAGAAGACCUGGGGACGAGGUUGAGUUGUUUUCGUUGUGAAAACUAGAAUGGCGGACACUUCACUCGUUUCAAUAGUAAGAACUACAGCUGGAACUAGGCGAAAUAAUGGCUAAAAACGUAACAAAGACAGCAAGAAGACAACUCGGAGGGCGACAUCUGCUAUUUGGAGAAUAUUUACGCAGCUGGACAAACGUAAACGUCCACUAUCGAAGAUAAACUUAACAUCGAUGCAGGUAAGCAUGUUUUAGCUAUGUUUUUAAGCUAGGAAUUAUUUUGAUUGAAUACUAAAACAAUUCAUGAUCUCGGAGGGUGUUAUCCACCUAGGCCUUCGGCCUCUGUGGAUAACACCCUCCUCGAUUUUUUUAAUUCUUCAUAUUCUACUCAUUGCUAAGUAAAUACAUUUGAAAACUGAGAUUUCAGUUUCCAAAUUCGUGUUUAUUUAAAUCUGAUUUUUUAACUUUCAUCAUGCAAAUUAUUAUUUUGUUAUUGGUUUUAGUCUUAGAGGACCCUUCUGUAAAUCACUAGUUUAAGUGAAGUUGAUAUCCUCAAUAAAUUGUUAAUUGUUUUCCAUAGUCAUCCUCAGUGACACUAAAUCGUUCAGUGAUGCCACAGCAUAAGAAAGCUGUUACUUUUUGCCAAGCUGUUUUCCUUCCCGGAGUCAUCCCUGUGAGUACAUUUUUGGUGAUGAUUGUAACCAAAUGUCGUUUUCGGCUAUUGUGUUACCACUCCUCUACGUGUUUAGCUACAUAUGUAGGAUCAUUUAUACAUUUAGGUAUCUUUUAGUUAUAAUCUAUUCAUUUAUUCAUUUAUUUAUUUAAUAUUUAUUUUAAGGCAGAAUAAUUUUACAUGGUCUGUAGGUCUGUAAUACUUGAUCAGUUAGUGUCAGUUUAAGGUUUGAUGUCCUGGGAAGAAUCACCUUCCUCCAGCAGUAAUUGCUUCUUUUUUUUUCUUCCAAUAGUAUUCACUCUCCUAUGCUUGCCUUAAACUAGUCAACUACUCUUUCUUUUUCUGGCUGCCUUUUUAUUUAUCAAACAGUAAGUGUUCUUUGUGAUUCUUCUCUUGUUUGGUUAUUGUUAUUGUAAAUCAAUUGGUAAUACCACGUUUGAGAGAAUGAAAUUCUGAGGUGAAGAGGAUUAAAGUAUGGGGUGGGUUUAGCACAGAUUCGCGCAAAAAUCUGACCAGAAAUUUUGUUUAGAGAAGUGUGUCCGGAGCACUUUUAAUUUUUCUCUCAUUGGCAGCAAGGAUAUAAAAUUAUGCAGUGUGAUCCACUUUUUUUGCAGCUGUUCAAAAGAACGUUCAGUGUCGUCUAGCUUGCGAAUUGGUGCAGUAAAAAAUACGUCUUCAUUGAAAGGCUGCCGUUAAGUGUCGACCACUUAAGAGUAAAAAGGAAGUGAAGGUUGUGUUUGGCCCUACCUGAGCAGAGUCCAGUUCUGCUCACCAGAACAGAAGUAAUAUGAGCUUAGUUCGCUGACAUGGCCAAUAUUAUAAUAACUACAAUCUUGGACAAAAUAGAAAGAAAAUUCAUUAUACCCCCUUCCCCCCAACAUCAAGGAUGGGAAAAUAAAGCGUUUUGGCUUUUGCGCUGCUUCAUCCUUGAUUAGGGAAGAUGGGGGUUUCAUUUUAUUCUGUCCAAGAUGGUACGUUGAACCAAGUAUUACUUUUGAAAUGGUCUUACAAGAGUGUAGUCCUCUGUUUUGCUAUAGCCUGCGUAGCAAGUGUUUCGGUGCUGUUUCGGAGUAAAGAAAGACCUACGAGCGAGAUUUUCGGUUUCGGCCGCGCGAAAAAUGGAACGAGACUCUCACUCCUCGGUCUUUCUUUGCUCCGAAACAGCAAGGAAACGCUUGCAACGCAGGCUAGUUUUGCUUCAAAACCGGUUACCGACUCCAGUUUACUUUCUGAGCAAAAUCAAUGUUUUCAGAGUUUGGCUGGAAGGACACUGUUGCUGAUAAGAUUUCAACAUUUUAUGACAUUGGAGGGAUUGUAGGUUAGUGAAGUCUAAAAUUAUUGAUUGUCGGAAAUUAAGUGUUUUUCUUGUAAAAUUGGAUGAUGAUUAAUUUUUUGGUCAGAAUGAAGGGAAAAGAGGAGGGACCAAAGAAAGUACGUAUUUGUGUUUUCAGCGGUCAUGAUGUACGACACACGUUAUCAUCUGGAAGAAAACGAAUAAGGAAGUGUUCUAGUCUUCUUGUUUUCAACAUUACAGUACAAGUGAACUCUUUUCAGUAAAGUUUCACUUUUUUGUAUGGACCAGGACAAAGCAAUAAUACAAAAUAUUGCAUCAAAACGUGUCAAUCAGAACCACGUCAGAAAGUGACCAGCUUCCUACUAAAUUGCCAUUGUUAUAAGGAAAGAUCAGAUUGUAUUUGUGAUUUUAAAAUUUUCCGAAUACCAGAUUGUUUCCUUAUGUCAAGUUCAUCUUCUCUUUCAGGUGGCAUAGCAGGCGGACUGAUCAGCGUUAGUGAUUACUCUUCAAACACAACCUAGUAAUCCCCGUCCUAUCUGAUUAGAAUAUCAGUUGUAGCAGUAGGCUGAGUUCAUCUUUUGUACUAAGUUAAUCUUAACUAUGACAAGAUUCUCGAAUCUGAUCGGCCAUCAGCUGUCCUGAUUUCAGCAUUAAUAGGACAGUACGCGUCAUGCGUAAGUAAUUGGACAGUGCGCGCUAUCAGGCGCGCGCACUUGAAUGUUUUUUUUUUCUUGACUUAGCUAGCAAAAAACUUGCUCUUCAGACUGUAGAAAAGUUUAGAAUAUAACAAAUUUAGCAACAGGACUUCGUGUCGUCCAAUUCUGUCUGUAAUCAUACUCGGUCGGCCUCCCACUACGCGGUCGUCUGUUAAUCAUUCGUAUGAUUACAGACCGAAUAGGCUAUUUUCACGGUGAAGUAAUAGACCAGUUUAUAUAUAUUAAAAUUCAUACUUGGCCCCAAGGCCUGGGGGAAUAAAACAAAAGAAAUGUAUUAUUUAUUAUUGAGCCUCAAGAUCAUUUCCUUUGUUUUAUUCCCCCAAGCCUCGCAGCCAAGUAUGAAUUUUCAUCUAUCGGAAUUGGUCUAUUUGACUAAAACUACUAGAAUGCAUUUCGUCGUUGCUUUCUUAUUCAAAUUGAUCAAUCCCGCAGAGGUUUACAAGAAAAAAAGAGGUGCACAAGAAAACAACAAACUGAAGGAUUCUGGUAUUUGUAUUAAAAUGACGCCAUCGUUCGUGCAACUGGCCUAUUGGACCCCACUCAGUCUAUUACCGUUAUAUACAGCGUAUUGAUGAAGGCAAUAAUACACUUUAUUACUUUUGUCGUUGUUUUUAUUUAAUUGUUGUAUGUCACUCUAUUUUUGUUUUGUAAUAUCUGGAAUGAUCGACGACGAAUUUAGUGUUAUUAGCUGAGGCCUUGACUGAUAAUAAAUCUUUCCGGUAACUUAGUUUUUCCUACGGAUAUCACUUAAAACGCUAUCCAAUAAUCGUUUGUUGUUGCUUACACGCUUUGAUUAUUCCAUUAUUUUUUCAGGAUUUGAUAGGAAAGCGCACUCCCUUAGUAGUAGCGAUGCUGAUGGUCUCAGUACCUAUGCUUUUCAUAUAUGGAAGUAAGGAAAACGUUCUUUGUAGAUUCACUUAAAAGUAAAAUGUCUAACAAUCUCGUUUGAUACUCAAUAAGUCUCGUACCCUAACUAGUUUUGGAGUUCACACAAUCACUACCAGAUAAAUAUUACACAGUCCAUUCAAUAUUUUGGUUCUGUAAGCACAAAGCUUGUUUUUCUCUCUAUUCUAUACCUGGUGUUUUUUUCUAAAUCAAUUUUUAUUUAAAUUUCUGUAACAUUCUUUCUUCUAUAAUGUAGCUUAAUAUUUUUCAGAUGCAGGUUUUUUUUGUGGUUUAUUAUUUACCCAUGUGCAUGUAGUUACUUUUACUGGUCUCCAUUCAUCUCAGGUACAAGUGGUAGUUACGUAUUAAAUGCUGCUCUCAUGUGUGUCACUGGUGAGUACUACGUUCGUACAAGUGAAGUUUUUUAAUGUUAUGAUGCCAGACAGACCCUUCGUCCAUCGCUUGUAGUAAGUGUAUAACAACAGUGGUGACGGUAAAUGUAUAGGCUGGGUACCCCGACCAUUUUUUAAUUCGUGGAUUACCCGUAGCGCAAGGAACGAGUUUUUGUGGGCACUGUCACUCAGGUGUGGGCACUUAUUUAGCAAUUAAUGAACGAGGCUGAGUAGGAUAUGAAGAAUUAUGCAGAUCGAGUUCGGCCCCGGUGGAUAAUACCCUUCGAUAUCUGCUUAAUUCUUUAUAGCCUACGAAAGCCGAAUUCAUUAAUUGCUUUAUAUUCAUUCAAAAUAAUUCCUAGUUUAAAAACAAGCUAAAACAUGCUUACGUUCGUCGAUGUUAAGUUAACCUCGAUAGUGCAUGUUUAGAAGAUAAGGGGCUGUUCUUGUCUGCAAAUAUACUCCAAAUAGCAGAUGUUGUCCGUCGAGUUGUCUUCUUGUUAUGUUUUGAGACAAUAGUUCGUCGUGAAACGAGUAAAAUAUUCCGCCGACUGGUCGGCCAUUUUUCUUUCCACAACCAAAACAACUCAACCUCGUACCCAGGUUUUCUCGGUUAACGGUGCGUUAACCUGCAACUGUGCUGCACUCUUCGGUUGAUUAAUCGCAAAAUUCUUCCAAAUUUGGUCAACGGUAACUAGUUAUGGUAAAUUAUGAGUGUGCUUUUAGCCAAUCAGAAGAGGAGAAAUAUUUUGAAUAAAUAAUAAUAGUAAUUGGUCGGCUCGCACGAAAGUGCCCGAUAUCAAAACGACAAUUGUCGCAGAUCGAUCGUUUCCAAACGUCCCCGCGAUAAAGAAGUACUGAGCGUGCAUUGUGCCCAGAGCUUUCGAUGUUAUGAUUUUGUAGCUUCCAUAGGACGAUAAGUUGUCUUCAUGUAGUCUUUGAAUCUUUCAAAUUAGCACUAUGGCCUACUUUGAGACAAACGUUUAUGAACUUUUGAAGCUUUUUGCCUCGUCCAGGCGAUAAACAUGAUGAAGAGAUCAGCAAUUGCUCUUCGACUCCCCAAGUGGUCCAAGCUCAAGAUUCUGUCGUGAGUCUCACGAUUUUUUAACUUUCUCACGGCCUUGCGACAAGACCCCCAAUCUCGCGGGUUUUUGAGAAAUAUCAUUCUAAAAUGAAAUGUUUCUUUGUUGAAUAAAAACAGAAAUGUUUACUGUUGGUGACUUCGCAAUAGUUUUGCUUUGUCGGCCAUUUCAAAUGCGACGAAACCUGCGAGAAAGCGCUCUGGGGCGCUCUGGCGGCGGGGCGGGAAAAUGAAGGAGAGCUUGUGGCUCCCCGUGUGGCUCCCCGUCGACUGUGCUGUCAGAUUUCCGCCAAUCGGCGCGAGGCGGAACGGAGCGCGAAUGUAAGCAAACAUUGAAAAGCACGUGUGAAUGGUAAUGACGUCAUUACAAAUGUCAUCUCCGCCAAUCAGCAUGUCGCAUCGACUUUUUCGAUGCAGAUAUUCAAAUUCCAGAGACGUAGUUGCAAGUUCUCCUUCCUUUUCCCACACCGCCGCCAGAGCACCCCGAAGAGCUUGCUCGCAGGCUAAAUGCGACGUUAUGAGUUCAGGUAUGGCUUUUACCGUCAAAACCCUGCUUAUUUUCCUCGAAUAUACGUCUGAAUUCUUCAUUAUUAAAGCUCUGCUAGCUUCAAACAGCGUCUACCGGCUAAAUAGACUUCAUGGGCAAAGACGUUAAAGAAUUAAUCAGACAUGAAUGUUCAACACUUGGUGCUGUGGCGCAAAAGAUAUUGCAAGGAGCUUACACAUCAAUGGUCUGGGGUCCGACUCCCCCCAGGGGAAACCUUUUUUUUUUUGUUUUUGGUCGUUUUGCUUUUGUUUUCUUAGUUUAGCUUAGAUAGAGAUAGAUAGAUAGAUAGAUAGAUAGACAGACAGACAGACAGACAGAUAGAUAGAUAGAUAGAUAGAUAAAUAGAUAGAUAGAUAGAUAGAUAGAUAGAUAGAUAGAUAGAUAGAUAGAUAGAUAGAUAGAUAGAUAGAUAGAUAGAUAGAUAGAUAGAUAGUUUAUUCUGAGUAAAAUCGCAGCCAAAAGCUGAAUUAGAUUAAUCGUUACAACAAUAAAAUCUAAUAAAAAUAUGAGAAAAAAUAUAGGAAAAAUGUACACAUAUGUAGCUAAAAAUUUAAUUACAGUUGCUAUAUAUAAAUGUGUUCUUUGAGUCUCUUAGCUUAGUUUUUUUAAAAAACAUAUUUUCACUUUUUGACAGACUUGGGUGCGUUCCUUUGAGAUGAUCCGGAUUAGGAUCAGUGGUCAGAGAUCAAUCGGAUCAUGGUAGAUCAAAUGAACCGAUGAAUCCACUCUGGAAAAGGAUUCAUCAGUUCAUUUGAUAUACGGACCAUGAUCCAAGUGAUCUCCAAUCACUGAUCCUGAUCCGGAUCAUCCCAAAGGAACGCACCCUUAAAUAAUACCGGUAGACUAAUUGCAAGUUCAUUAUCGGCCUUCCCUUUUGAAAUAAAUAAUCCACGAGUUAGCCAUAAGCACCCUUUGAUUCUUGGCCAAAUAAAUGUGGCUGUUCGUGAACGUUCGCGCAAUUAGUUUCUUACAGUUUCUUACAGUUUCUUGACUGAGCCGCCCAUGAAUAUCUUUGUAGGGUUUUGGAUUGGAGGUCCUGCGAACUUGAUUAGUUCUGCUAUAUCUGCUGAUCUUGGAAGACAGGUAUCAUGAGUAUUCUGUGCAUCGUAUAGUUCUUUAACGUAGGAAAUUGAUACUUCUUUGGGAGCCAAUGUUAGAAGCACGAGGAGAGUUUUAUCUGAUAUCAGGUUGAUAUCCAUCCACUGAGAAAUGGAUUGAUUAAGCUCGUUCGUAUAAAUAUUGAGAAAUGUUAGCUAUAGUAAGGUUACUGUUCAGUCCUCUCCCGUCUAAAGAUUUAAAGUGAGUAGUAACUAUUUGUCAUCUGCAUUACUUUUUCUUAAUAGAGUGCUAUCAGUGCAGACAGUGAGGCGUUAGCUACAGUAACGGGGAUCGUAGAUGGUACAGGAAGUGUGGGCGCUGCCAUCGGACAGGUGAUAACAUGUCAUGACUCCAUUACGAACUUCCACCUAUAAAUACACACGAUUCGACAAAUACUUCACCACGAGAUUCAAUUUCAAUUCUUAUCAAGAUUCUCGAACUAAAUGACUAUUAGCAGUCUUGGAACGGGCACUCGCCUCGCCUGACGUAAUUGGGCAGUACACAUCAUCUCCCACGUUUCCGAUGUUGUAAUAACACAGUUAGCGUUCAUUUAUAUUUAUUAGCGUUGCGUUAGUGAGGGCCGUAACGGUUCCCUUCCCCCAAGAAAGAAAGACCACACUACCGAGGUCGACGUCCCCUACUCUUACUACUCUUUUUACACAGUAGCGUGACUGCACGAUAAAGCGGCGUUAUAGCAAUGGAAGACAAGGUGUUAUCUUACCAGGUUUUCAAAGAGACCCUGGUUGGUGGGACAGGACCCGCAAUGGAACUCGCCACCUCCGCUUAGGAGCCUGGCAAUUUUUGUAUUGUUCCCCUUUAGUUGAUUCUUUGUCGUCCUCGUCUUGUUGUUUUGCCAAAAGACAGUUACAGUUUAAAUUCAAAGCUUAACCGCUAAGUACCAAUUUAAAGUAUCACUGUGUUUAUGUCGGAUUGAUUAAUUUGUAAGACAAGUUCGGGUUGGUAAAUUGUCUGCAAUCAUUAAUCUUUGUAAUCAUGCCGGACUCUCAGGAUUUGGACCUUGGGUACCAGAGGUCCUUAUGUUAUGUUUUCUCCCUUUAUAUCUAGUUUCUUGUUCCUGAAAUCAAUACCCACAGUGGAUGGAAACCUGUGUUUUACUUUUUGAUGGUCAUGGUAAGAGUAGUUCCAAGAAGAGAUGAGUCCUUCUAUUUUCGUAUUUCAGCCUACCAUUUUUCUUUAAUCAAUUUGGCAAUAAUAUCCUUUUUUGCUUCUUGUUCCAAUCAUUUUCGGAAACAAAGGCCACAUUUGAAAGGCCUUGGAUCACUGGAGGGAACAGUCGGAGUACUCUCGGUGCUUUUGUCAUUGAAGCCGCCAGCCUGGGAAACUUGACCACGAAAUAGCUUGAUUUUAGACCCUGAGGUUUGCAAAAUCUUUUUUAAAGACUUUGAGCAUCAAUAAGCGUACGUGCCGUACAUGCAAGCAAUUGCAAGUUACUGAUGUCGGCCAUCCUUGUUCCCACUCAUGUUCUGACCACCUGCUACUUUAAGGUGAUUCAAAAUGGCAGCAUUUGAAAUAAAAGAAAUUUUGUCGGAGCAUUUGAAUUCAAAGGAAAUGCUUCUGCUUAUUCCUUUAGAAAUUACCACUUACCUAUACUUUCCAUCAUUGACUACGGGAGUAAAUGGGUUAAAUAACUGUCAUUAGGAGUAAUUUCAGGCACGAAACAGCUAUUGUCUAGUACAACACAGUUUCUAACACUCUGUUCCUUUGCUGCCUUUUCACCACAGCUGCGCCCUUUUCACUUUACAGCACGACAGGUUUUAUGACCAGGGCACUUGUCUUUCUUUCUUUCAGGCUUUCAUGAGUUUUAUUUGCCUUCUUAUACUACCUGUUAUCAAGUUCACACGGUAA